Molecule: messenger RNA, 60705 nt
Organism: Porites lobata
Lineage: Eukaryota; Metazoa; Cnidaria; Anthozoa; Scleractinia; Poritidae
Source: the annotation of a GenBank genome assembly
GUUGUUGCUAUGGGGUAAAAAUGGCGGUCUUGUCAGUCUAAUAACAUAAACGCUCUUGGUCAAGGCAUAAUUCAGAGCGAAAACAAAGACCUACAACAGGCUAAUAUUUCAGCGGAAAGCUUCCGGGCCUUUCUAAGAGAUGCAGACUGUAUUUUAACGAAUUUGCAAGUGUUGAAUUCAGACUGCGUUUGCAAUAUUUUUGUUGAUUUAACUAGCCAUUGCAAGAAAAUUAUGCUUAAACUAUGGAUUUAGACCGCGAAGACGCAACGAGCUUGCAAGGUGGAUCUUCAGAUGUUGCCUCUGAAGCUGCAGGAGCAGUGACGGAUUCCACGCUAGCACUCCCAGAUGAAAACAAAAAUGGCGUGUCUAAUUCUUCGUCUGAGAAUGGUUUGGAAGUUGACAGGGUCUCUCCUGGUCACGGCAGUGGUGGAUCGGAAGGCGAGAGAGAAUUUGAACCAGCAGAAAUGGUGAGAGUAACUAGAGAAAAAUGACUUGAUCUUGAUCUGAGCAACUAGAGAAAAAUGGCUUGAUCGUGGUAGGGAGCUUUAGAUUGAAGUACGCGUUAUACUUGUACUUCAAUCUCUUAGAUCUAAAAGACUACAGUUUAAGCUACUGUCAGAUCAGCCUAAAUGGGUUAUGUGCACUGAGCGCAGGUGCAGAUGUGUCUGUUGGGCAUAGCUUUACACAGAUACAUUGAGUUAAGACAAAGCUGUAAUUCUAGUUUUGACAGUGCUUUUCAUGCCCCUGUGAAGCAACUCGUAAUAAUAAACAAUUAUUGGAUGAGGUUUUUGUGAUAUCUGGAAUAAUCAAGGUCGAGGUCAGUGUCAUCAGCCUCGGCCUUUUGGCUCAGCUGAAUACACUUACCUUGACCUUGAUUUUUCCGGAUAUCACAAAAACCAAAGCUAAAAAUUGUUUUAUUAUACAUUGUUUUGAAAUAAAUAACAACAAAUGCACCGUUGCACAGAACUGAUUUGACAUUGCUCUUGGAAAUCAUGCAUUGUGUGCGCAACCUACAGAUUAGUCAGUUAUCUGCUAGCAGAUAACUAACUAAUUUGUAGGUUGUACAGAUUUCCAAAAUUAACGGUAGGGUCUUAGCCAGUGAGAAGAUAGAUAGUGAGUACAAAUGUAUAGUAAUGAGUGGAUAUGUUACAGGUCAAAGUUACUUGUAUAUUCAGGUUAAAUAAUUAGGGCUAGGAGACAAAGGAAAUUGAUAAUCAACAUGGUUUAAAAAUUUUAACCUGUAUUUAAUUUUGACCUGUAACAUAUUCAGUUCUUUCAGGAAUACAGCUUGAAAGCAGUUUGUUAUUCUGCAAAUGGGUUUAAUGAGGAUCGUAUCCAUUAAUCUUUAUUGUACUUAUGAAGAAUUAUGAUUAUUUACCUUUUUAAGGUACCAUUGAUUAAGGAAAGAGUCACCUUAAGUGCACUAAAAGCUGACAUGUGGACAGCAGAGCAUGAUGCUACUAUAGUCAAGUUCCUAAGGGACUACACUCACAGGCUGUUAGUGGUUUAUGUUGACAAGCUACUUGGAUUACAAGUGGCACUGUCUGUCCCUCCCCAUCCUGUUGAAGAAAUGACGUACAUGAUCAGGUUUGAAAAUGCAGUCAUCACACCUGAUAACAUUGAACAGAAAUUGAAGUUUGGUACAAUCAAAGCUAACCAUAUUGAAAGUCUACUGAGAUUGAUGACAAAUGUGUAUGCCCCUUUGUUUUUUGGAAAUAAAUCUUGGCCAGAUAGUAUCCUUUUUGAUGAUUAAUGUUAAUAUUAAAAUUGAUAAUAUUAAUUAGUAAUAAUAUUACUACUAAAGACUUAUGUGUAAAGAAAGGGCGAGUAAAUAAUUCAUAAUGUCAGAGGUGUAUAGACGCUUUUAUCAAGGAUCAUGUCAAUUCUUGGUAGGAAACUCAUUAGUGGCUACUUGCAUACACUGUACAUGUAAUCUUAAAUGUCCAGCCACUUGAAUUUGUAAAUUGUAAAUAUCUUAUUAUCCACUCCCCUCAGGGCUUUUCAGGGAUAAUUUACAACACUGGUUGGGGGACUUUGCCAGACUGCUUAAGGUGCAGUUUACAAGUAGUGAAGGAAUGAGUAAUGAUGCCCCCAUACAUGAGUGUGAAAGUGAGAUGUGAACAAGGCACUUUUGAAGCAGCUUUAACGUCCCACAAUUUAAUACAUGCCGCCGGGUUUGAACCCGCGACCUCCCGCUCAGUAGACCGGCGCUCUCCCAACUGAGCUAACCAGGCAGAAUGACUUAGUGAAUAGGAGUACCUAGGGCUGUCAACAAGUUUUGAAGCAGCUGUAACAAUCACAAUUCACCUGAAAGAUCUCACAAAAAAUUUACAGUGUAUUCUUAAGCUUUUCACUGUGAUCACUCGUAGAAUCAAGACAAGGAUUAGUGAGAUCAGCCAUGACAGGUGGUACAGUUUACAGGCCUUAAUGACAGCUCUGAGGACCAGUUAGCUCAGUAUGAUAAAAAUAGCACCUCAUGAUUACUGAAUAAUUUUUGACAAUGUUUGGAUAAUAAUUUGAUAGAACUUGGAGACUCAGAAAAUGGUCAGUAACUAGAGGUGCUGUAAUCUCUCUAUUUUUGAUUAGAAAAAUGUCCCUUCUGGAGUGAACUUGUCCUUUAAAAUGUUAAAAAGAGAUGAUGCUACCUUUAUGAAAUUUUCAACCAGCCCUUGGUAUCAAAGAUCAAUGUUGUUGUACCUUAUUGCUGAAAAAUAGUUGAUGUUUUUUAUUCAAGGAAGAAGUAUUAUUACCCUUAAUCACAAAUAAGGCAUUAAAAAUGAUUUCUCAGCUCAACUACACAAGUUUAUGGCCAAUUUAACAGACACUCGGCACAAGAUGCAAGGAAAGACAGUAUUAUACGUCCCAAAUGAAGGAACAAGGCUUUCUAUCGAAGAGGCAGCCAAGAGUAAAGAAUUUGUGCAACGUUUGGAAAGUAAGAAACAUUUCAUUAUAACGUUCUUUUUAGAACCAUACUGUUUUGUAACUCAGGGGCCACACACUGUUACCACUUUGACUAAUCCAAUUUUGCAACCCCAGUAUAAAAUGUUGUAGGUGAAACCCAUUUCCAUGUUAAACCAGAAUUUCCUGUCUCCUAGAAGUAAGUAAAGCUAGGAAAGUAAUGAGACUGUGAAUCAAACUAGGCUAGCUGACUACUGGGGUCAACUAUUGUUUUUGUACCCUAAAACAAUAGCUACUCUUGUAAAAAAACACACUAACCUUGUAAACGUUUUAUUGAAUUAACCCCUGGUUUAACCUGAUAACAGAUUUAACAUACAACAUAAUCACUCCCAAUUACUCUGUUGAGAUUCAUCUGGAUUUAAUAUUCUUGGAAGGUGGUGUCACCUUGAUCUGUCGGAGUUUGAUCUCAUUUACAAUGUAGAUCCUUCUGAAUGCUAUUGGUAAGUGUGAAUGGCUCCUGAGACAAGCUGCUGAUCAUUUAGUAGCUCUCAAAUACAACAUUUUCAUCAGUGUGACUUAUGCAAUUCUUUGGUUUUCAGCUGCAAUGAUUCACUGGACACGGCAAAUUAAGGAAGUGCUAAGUAGUCAGGACACUUUUGAGGCAGCAGAGAAUUCCGGGCCACUAGAAGAGAUUGAGUUCUGGCGUAGUCGCUGUGCCGAUCUCUCAGGUAUUAGUGAACAGCUGGACAAACCAGGAGUUCAAAGAAUACAGUCUGUUUUGGAGCAUUCCAAGAGUUCUUAUGUUGCACCAUUUCUCAAACUCUCAAAGCUCAUUCAGGUUUGUGCCUUUAUUGCAAUCUGAUAUUUCAAAGUCCUGAUGUAUGACUAAUGAUAUUAAGUAGCUUAAGAUGGCAGAUUAUAUAUGUGGUUGUCAGUAAUAAUAAAAAUCACUCUAUUGAAAAAUGAUGACUAUAGAAUGAUACUGUUUCGGUUAAUGUUUGAACACUGUUGAUGAAUAAUAUUGUUAAAAAUUUCUCCCCUUGCUUUUCUUAGACCAAUAAACUUGUAUGCAACCCUAUAGUUAACUCUUUGUGUAUGAGUUGUGGUGUUCUUGUAUGAAAAAAAAAACAAUAACAAAAAAAAUCUAUGUUUUUCUGGCCUUUGUUUAACCCAUUUGCCCCUGAACUGCCCGUGCAGGUCCACAUCCUUUCUGCCCUUUGUGACGUCAUCAGUUUUCAUGGUCAAGGACAACUUUGUCUGCUAACUUGUGCAGAGUGAAGAGAUCUUUCAAACCAUACCAGAAUGAGCAGAAUUCAGUCAAGGACACCGAAGAAAGAGGCAAAAAACCAUGUAACAUUGACCUGAAAAUCUCCAUGAAAAUCUUGUUCCAUUGCCCACCUACCUUUCCUUUCACCUAAUCCUAAGAUCCUAAAAGCUUUCCUAAAAAACUAUUCCCACCAAAAUGAAGCCUUAAUGCCUAGCAAGAGGAAAAAAAAAUGAGGCAAGAAAAGCGAAAAAAGAGGGGAGGAGAGAAAGCGAAAAGUAAAAGUUAAGACUGCUGUGUCACUUUUAAACCCAAAAACUAUCUCAAAAUUUUGCUUUCUGCGCAUGCCCAAACUUCGCAAGCUGAUAUUUUGCAUCUGGAUCAGAAGGCCUUGAAGUGUGCAACCUGUAAACCGGUUUGUGGUAAGUUUUAGCUCUUUAUAGCAUGACAGUGACCAGGAAACCACUCAACUAGCUUCAAAACACUUUUUUUCGGCAAAAUCUCCACUUUAUUUAAUGAUGUACACUGUAAGCCUCUUGUUUGUCUUGUUACAGUACAUCCCUUACACUCCAGCAUUUGAUAGAAGGUUUGUACCACUUGAAUGAAUAGCUGCAAAAUGCCUCUGAUUAUCAAUCAUUUUAAAAUGUUUUGUUUGCUAUCAGGAUGGGUCAGCACAGGCACAGAGUAAUUUAAAGUUCCUGUCAACACUCAAAGGACCUUGUGAGGAACUUGCUCAGGCUCAACCUAAAGACAUUCCUGGCAUGUUGUCAAAAAUACUGAACAUUAUUCGUAUGAUCUGGAUGAACUCUGAACAUUACAAGAGUAGAGAGAGGCUCACUGGUCUUCUCAGAAAGGUAGAUUUAGUAUUUGGUAAAGUAGCAUAUGGUGAAAUAGGGUGCAAAGUAAGUGAAGUCUUGUCUGAACUUACAGCAACUCAGGGGUUUGUCCCGGUGAUAGCAUAUGGUUUUUGAGGGUCUUGAUCCUUAAAAAGGGUAGAUUAUUUUUACCCGUUUUUGUAUUGUGUUCCCGGUGUGUUCCUCGGAUAGGGUACUUAAAUUGUAUCAGCUAAAAUUCAGGUGUAUAAAAAUGCCCAGCUAUAGGAGAAAAAAAUUAUCUGUUAGAACUGAGCUAUUGCUUAGAGUAUUUGGAAAGCGAUUUAAUGAAGGUUUGUGCAUUGCUUUAAUUAGAUUAACAUUUUCCCCCUUGAAUAGGGUGCAUUUUUCAGGUUUGGGUUUUUUAUAGGGUAUCAGUUUUCGUUUGUCUCAACCUUCAUAGGACACACCUAUCUUAAUUUUAUAGGAGAACCCACCUGCACCCUCUGCCCACACAGGCUCCACAUCUCAAACUCUUUUAUGACUCAAUGUUUUGUACACAUUGUUAUACCCAGUGCUCUAGGUACUUCCAGAAUUUCUAGGACUGGCAUUGUUUUUUUUCAGACUACAGUAAAGGUGUAUACUGACUCAAAAAGUGUAGUUUGUAUUCUGUUUUGGCCUGAUGGUGUUAGGUGUUUUAAAAAAAACAGAUAUUUUCUUGGAGUUUCUUGGGAAUGGCUGUUGGUGCAGAGGUGCAUAAUAAUUAUUUUGAGCUAUAAAAAGGAUUAGAAAUAUUGCAUAGUUUGGAUUAGGGUUUUAAGAAAUGAGCUGGACUCUUGUACCCAAGAUUUAUAGGCAUAUCCAACUCUGCUUCUUUGUAGCCUGUAGCAGAAAGUGGCUACACAUGUACUCUGUUUAAACACUUUGGAAACGUGGCCUCUUAAUAUAUUGCCUGUCCCGCAUUCAGCAAAUGUAAGGAGAGUGUGCACCAGUUUGGCUUCAGAGAAUUCAAAAACACUAAAGGAAUUUUUUGGCUAUGACCCACAUUUUGAAAAAAAUGUCUCUUGUAGAAAGUAGAUUUUAAACAGUUACUAUUGGCCCCGCAUAGGUGAGUAACGAGAUUAUCAAGAGAUGCAGCACCAAGAUAUCACUGGAUGAUAUAUUUGAGGGUCGAAUCAAGACAAGUAUGCAAGGCUUGCAGGAGAGCAUUGAGUGCUGUGAAUCUUGGAAGAGUACUUACAGCAAGGUAUGAUGCUGAUGCAUUAAUUUUGAAUUUGCAUUAUUGAAUAUCGUUAAUUUUUUAUGACCAAAAAUGAUUACCGGUAAUAAGGCUAUCUUCGAGGGUAUGUAGAUCCCUAAUCUGAAGUUCAAAACCAUUUGUUUCACAUGUUGGCAAGGAAGCCAUGUCCCUGUAGGUAGAUACUUUUGUAUUUGCACUUGUAUUCGUCACUGUCACUGUUUCAAACUAGCCACCUUUGUUUCAUUUGUCGCUGUUUUGUGUGAUUUAUCUCAUUAUUUUAAGGCCAUUGUUGCUAGUUGGAAUUUUACCCUAACAACUCCGUAUUUAAGUAACAUCCUUAUUUUUUGUUGAAAACAUAAGUUUACUUAGUAUUAGGGAUACAAUCAUGCACAUUUUACUAGCAAUAAUUGCCAGGUGGUAAAUAUAUUCUUUGUGAAAAGUAAAUGGGUUUUAAAUGUUCUCUUUCUCUGUUACGCAGAUCAGUAGAAUGCACUCUAAGCUGUCAAGUGAAAGAUGGAUUCUUGAUCAGAGCAGUAUUUUUGCCCAAGUUGAUGCUUUUGUGCAGCGAUGCAAAGAUCUUCUUGAGGUAUAUAAACUCUGUUCUGUUUUGACUGUACAUACUCAAGAAAACUGAGAUGUUAUUGCAUCUCAAAAAUGUAUAAAAAAUUGCAUAAUCAGGUGUGAGAUGAGUGAAUGACGAGCUGUUCUAAAGUUAUUAUCAUUAGUUGGUGGUUCGUUCUUGUGACUCGAUCUUCUGUAAGGUGUGUGAUAAUAUUCAGCAAUUUCCAGUUGUUUAUAUCAGUCCCUUCAAUCUGUACUUGCAGGAACAUUUUAUAGAUUCUCGUGUUUGUAAUGAUGGUUACAAUAAGUUGGGCAUGUAUUUUAUAACAGAGAUAAAUUAUAUUGUGAUUUUAGGUGUGUGAGGGGCAAAUCCACUUUGCCAGAAUGUAUGAUGGAGCGAAGAGUCCAUUACCCUGUUUUCAAGGUGUAAGAGGCCCGGAGGUUGUUAGGAGUCUCUUGGAGAUUGAAGCUACAUUUGAAAAGAAUCUGCAGAUUUUAAAAGAUGUGAAGAAAACCAUUUUAGAUGUCAAGGUAUGAAUAAUAACUUUACUAUAGCAGCAAAAUAGAAAAACAGUGUGUGUAGUUUCAGAAAAUAUCCUUACUCACAAAUAGGCAGGGGAGAAGUGUCUUAAAGGCUAAAUUGUAAAGGAACAGAAAGACUGUACUUAAAGAGGGAAUUUUCAAAGGAUAAUGCCAUAAAACAGUGGAUAAAUCACUUUAUCCACUAAAAUUAAAGCGAAAUCAGUUUUUCUUAUACUUCUAGAUAUUGAUUUAUCUGUUGGUUAGUGCUAUCUUUUGAACAACUGGGGCCUGGUGUACAAUAAUAUUGUACGGUCAACUCCUGAUAACUUGAACCUUCAAGGGAAAUUGAAAAAAGUUUGAGUUAUCGGGAGUUCGAAGCAAAUAACUAGAAGUAAGGAAAUGGGAUCAUGGGGGAGGGGAGGAAUGCAAGUAGCAUACACACUGCACUUCAAGGGCCGGCAGCGAGAUAAAUUUUGCUAUUUUAAAAGAGGAAUUAAACAACAAUUACAAAGCUUGAUUAAUCAGUACAGGGCUAAACAUUGUAUUUAAAUUGGAUUAACAAAAAAGUAAAGACAAAGAAUUUAUACACGGUUGGUUUGAAAUACAUUCAGUGUUUAAUGAACUGGAGUUCGCUACACUUAAAAUCAUGGUUAGAGUUAUCAAGGGUAAAAUUGUAUUGAAAUGAUCGGAAGGGAAAGAAAAAUUACUUUGAGUUAGCAGGAGGUUCGAGUUAUCCAGGGUUUGUGUUACCGAGGGUAAAAUUACAGUAAAUGUAUGAAGGAAAUCGAGGUGAAAUCUAUUUUGGUUUGCGUUAGCAAGGGUUUAAGUUAUCAGGAGGCGAUCACGAUUGUAUUAAAAUUACCAGAAAAAUUAGUUGUUAGUCAUAAAAUUACUUUCAGCUUUUUCUGUUUUUUAACUAGGCAACUACAUGGCAUGAUGAUUAUAACAGGUAAGUGAAGGCAAAUUACUUUAAAAGAAACAGAAAAUAGCCGUGGUCCUGAAUAAUGACAAUUAUGAAGUUUGUUGAAUGUUGUUAUAAUUGUCAAUAUUAUUGUGUUCGUGAAAUUGAAUGUAAAGAAAGACUCACUGUAGUAAAAACAAAGUUGCGUUUGAUGUUGCCUUAUUUAACUCAUAUUUUGGGCUAACUUUGAUAAUUAUGUUUAUCAUUGAUGACAAGACACCUUCAUGGUCAUUUUUUUAGAGAUUAUACACUGUAGUUUGCUCAAUUUUGGAUUGUGCAUCAUGAGUUUUUUCUGGUACAUGGUAAUUGAAUACUGAUGUGUUUGUUUUAAGGUUUCGUGCUGGUGUGAAGGAUUUAGAAGUUAUGGUUCAAAAUCUUAUCUCCUCUGCGUUUGAUACAAUAACGACUGUUCAAGAGGGAGUGGAAAUCUUGGAUAUCUUCCAACAUUUGUCAUCACGUGAGGUACUAUAGAACACAUUUCAGUAUAAACAAUUUCAAAGCAACAGCUGACUGUGUUCCGUCUUGAUGGUUUUAAGAAGAGUGGUCUUUGAAUAUUUUGAGGGUUCAACAGGGCUGUCUCUAAGAUUUCAAGUUUUUGGGAAUAUGCAGUUAGUAGGGGGGGAACUGAACUUCUAGAAAGUUCUUUUAGUUCAACUUUGUGUCUUAUGAAAGAGGUCAUGCUUGUAGAGAUGGGCAAAUCCCCAUCAUGGCCAGCCCCCUUCACUUAGUGACAGCGCUAGAUUUGUCAAUACUACUUCUUUUCUUAUCCUAAGUGAUAACAAAGAAAUCAGCCCUAAACUUUUCUCUGUCAAAUCUGCUGCGUUAUAACUGACCCUGGUGGUAUUUUAUGUUCUAAAUUAGAGUUAGAUGUUGUGUUUUAAGUUUUCGUUGAUAUGAAAUUCUGGAAAUGAUGGGGCCAUUUAUACAAAGAAUAAAAUAUUAAUUCAACUUUCCUGAUAGAGGAAUUUGACCUUUGCCCAUAAAGUAAUUUUAUAUAGGUAUAAGAAUGCUCAAAGAGUUUUCAUUUGUGUUAAUUGUAGGCCAUAAAAAGAACAAUUGACAAGAAAACAGUGGAGGUGUACCAGCUCUUUAAUGAAGAACUAAAUCUUGUCAAGAAAGAGUUCAACACCAAGACUGUAGAUUUACCACCGAUGUACCCAAAUUAUGCAGGAUCUGCGGCAUGGGCUAGGAUGCUCAAAAGACGUAUAGAUCGACCAAUGAAUGUAAAUAUUAAUAGAGGAUUAUUUUAACCUUGAAUGUUUUGUUCCAGAAAGUAUCAAUUCUUCCCUUAUGAAUGGCUUUUUUAUUUUGAGCCCCUUCCCCACCUUUUUCCUUUAAAAAAGUUUGGCAUGACCCCCCUUCCCCUCAGAUUUCCAAUGACCCUUCUUUGGUGGGUAUUAUAUUUUUUUAGAUCCAUACAAAAUAUUAAACACCUACAGUGCUUUCAUUCAAAUUUUAGUUGCCUUAAGAUUUAAAAAUGUGGAAGUGUGAAGAUUACUGCUUUUCCUAGGAGGUCCCCAUUUAUGUUUAUUAGAAGGAAAAAACUGAUUACUAUGAAAACAUACAUUUGUAAUAAACAAAGAACACCAGAUAAUGUCCAGAUUCCCAAAAGAAAAAAAUUCAGUAAGUUAGAUUCUCACCCAGAGCUCAGAAUUCUUUCUGAGCUUGCUGGUGUUAGAAAUCUCCUUCUUCCAAAUAUUAUAAAGACCCAAUAACAAUGUCUUCCUCGGGCAUUUUAACGUAUUGUUUCUGUGAUCUGAUCAAGAAAAGUCUGAUCAUAAACACAAAUAACUGAGGAAAAUCCCAAUAUUUUUCUGUUUUACACAGGUUUUAAAUAAAGCCUUCUUUCUGCCUCUGAUUGGAACUGGUGAGGAGAUUAGGUCACAAUAUCAACAGCUUGCUCAGGUAAAAAAAUGAAAAUUAAUAUAUUAAACGUUUUUUGAUGUAAUUCAACUCAAGAUGUGUGGAAAGAUAUUUUUCCUUUUAAAUUUAAGUCCUUUAUCUAAACCCAACUAUUUGUCCUUGGAUCUCUGAGAAUGGUCAUGAAAUUGAAAAAAACAUAAAUUCUUGGAAGACUCUGGUAAUUUUUUUGUCAAUGUCUGUGUUCAUUAUUUUUUAUUACUCAUAACACGUGAUACCAUGUUGACGUGAUGCUGCUCUAGGAGGGCUGUAAGUACUAAAUAUUCAAUGUCCUUCCAUUACAUUACAUAAUCUGCAGGCCCUUGAUGAAUUUGUGAGGAAAACAUUUAAUGAGUGGACAUCUACUGUUGACAAAGAUGCUACCAGACUUCUGGAGAUUCCUUUGAUGCGUCGCAGUCUUGAUAGAUCAGGAACACUUGAUCUCAAUUUUGACAGGUUAUUACAUUGUAACAUUUUGUCAUUUUGUCAUUUCAUUUUUUUCAUUCAGUUAAUUACUUAUUGUUUAUUAAUAUUAUUUGAUUUUGCUCCCUCUCUUGGGGCUUGAAGGGUUAAAGGAUAUUUGUUUUCUAUUACAGAACUCUUCUGAAAUUGUUUAAUGAAAUCCAGUACUGGGAAAAGCUGAUGUUUGAGACACCACAUUAUGUGUCUGAACUGUACAUGAAGAAGGAAGAUCUACGUAUUCUCAGAGAAAAUGUGCUUCUUGUUGUCCGUGACUACAACAGGUUAGUGCUGAAACAGUACAUGAGCUUGCAUUGUCAUGGUUGACAUAGGCUGUUAAAAAACAAAAGAAAACUGUUUGAGUCUAGAAGUAAUAUUGGAAUUAUAACAGCCUCCAUGUCUGUCAAUCAACUGAAUGCAUUGGAAGGAAAGCUCAGUAAGUGUACAGAGUUGGUGAGCUUUCAUCAAACACAGAUAAAAUAGUAACAGGACUUACAAGUUAUCAGACAGAGCAAAAGCCAAGAGAAAAGCGUUUACAUACUUUGUUUUUACUUGAUCAACAGAAUCAUUGCUGUUUUGUCAUCUGAAGAACGUGGAUUGUUCAGGGAGAGAAUCCGAUCACUGGACAAAAAAAUCCAUCCUGGUUUGACUAAGCUGACAUGGGCAUCCAAAGGAAUCUCAGAUUACUUCAUUGGAGAGUGCAGAAAUAACUGUAGUAAGGUAAAAGGCUCUCACUGAGACUAAUCACACCCUCAAAUAACUUAAAAGAACAGAGAUGUAUAUUUAUUCAUUUCUGAAGGAUAAAUAUUACCAGCCUUGAGCCUGAUCUAUGACAUUUAAUCCGUUGUCAAAUGAAAAAUUGAAGUUGACAAGAGUUUAGUAUCACACUUUUAUUGGGACUGAAGGUUUUGAAUUACUUUUGAUAACAACUGGCACUACUAGUAUAGUGAAGUGAAGGUCUUAUAAUUUUCUUACCUUGCUGAUGUUAUAUAGUUUUCACAACUCUUGCUGCUAGCACUGUCUACAGUGUAUGUGGUUGGCAUUAUUAAGUGGCGUCAAUGUAGUUGGAUAAUAAUUUGAGAGAUUUAAUAAUAGGCUGGCAGAGAAAAAUGUUGAAAGAGGUACCAUUGUAUUCCUUUUUUUUUACAUGUUUUGUAGGUACAAGAAAUUGUUGAUGACUACAAGAAUGCAAACUUGACCAUUUCUAAGAACUGUAAGAAGAUCAGUGAGAUGCUACUGGUUAAGAUUGAUGGCAAGAAGCACUAUGAAAACUUGGAAUUCGAAGAGGAACAGGUAAUACGGUCAUUAUGCUUGUUAUUUUUAUUCUCAUAUUUCCAUUAUCUCACUGCUCUUACUACCUAAAUAACUAGACCAUUAGUGCUGUGAUGGCUUGUCCAUUUGACAAGGUUUAGAGUUUUUUGUUGGUGAGCUGUCUCAGAUAUCUGCCGUCCAGCUGCUCAAAGGCUAGAUACUGCUAUAUAUCCACUGAGAUAAUGCAAGUUGUUUCUCUAAUACAUAUCCAUCCACUGUUUUAUUGGUUCCGGUCAUUUAGCCCCCAAGUCAUUUUGCCCUGGUUACUUAGCCCUCUUUUCUAGAGCGAGGAAUAUUACAUUUGAAGUGCACUUGUUUUGCUUUCUGGCUUAUAGAACGAGGAAUAUUACAUUUGAAGUGCGCUGAAUGACUUGAACAUAGGGGCUAAUUUAGCGGGGCAAAAUGACCGGUUACCCUGUUAUCUUGUGGAGAGUACUAUCCAAUGUUUGAACAACCAGGACCUACUAAACUAUUCACAGUCCCCUGUUUUCUCAGAAGAUCGUCCGGAUCGAGCACUUACCGUCUUGGACGGGCAUCUUGGUUUCAGAUGGGUGUAGCCAAGAAAAAUCCCCCCUGCACCACUAUAAACCCCAGGGCCCGUGCCCUUGGUACAUAUGAAAACAAGAUGGCAGCCCUUAACGGUAAGGGCUCGAUUUGGACAAUUUAAUGGAAAAAUAAGGAACUGCAGACAGUCAAAGGACCUACUUUCUGCCUUAUCGUGUGGGCAUUCCUAUAAUCACUAGAAGUACUGUAAGUAUAUGGACACUAUUCUAUUCUAUUCAUUUUGUUUACAGAAAAGCCAUCGCGGUAUUGUACAAACAAGACUGCAAGUCAUCCAUGUGGAAAUUGUUGGUACCAUGAAGCAGACUUAUGAGGUUUUCAAGCAUGAUGGACAAGAGGUAUGUUAAGAAAUGAUAUACAGUGUUUCACUGCAAAGUUUGUUUCUACAAUAACACAGUUUUGACGUCUCUCACCGUUGAAGCUUUUGGGAAAAUUUCGUUCGCGAGAAAGAGACAAACAAAUUUCACAACCAUCACGUCAUUUCCAUGGUCUGUACUCUUAUCAAAUGUACUAGUCUCAACCAAUUGACACGUGAGAAAUCGCUCAGUUAUUGUUAAAAAAAAGUUUAACCAUUGUAGUUAAUGGUUUGUCUUGUUUAAAUUUCAGGUUCAAGCCCACUGGCUACGUUACACAGAGAAAAUGGAUCGCAUGGUGGAGGAAGCAUUUCGACUAAAUGUAAAAUGGUCAUUACAGGAACUUUCCAGAGCCAUUAAUGGGGAUGGCAAGAGCGCUCCAAAUCCUCUUCUUAGGGUUAAAGUUGUGUUGGAGGGUGAUAAGGUGAGUGCAUAAUGUAGGGAGGAUGUUCAAAUCCAGAAACAGACAGACCUUUUUAAGGAUAUCAAGUAGACUAACCUAAGAAACCUUAUUAAUUAUAUAGGUUAGGAUUGUACGAAGUUUGAUAUUUUCACUCAACCCCCCCCAAAAAAGAUAAUAAUAAUAACAUAAUGGGGAGGUAUCAGUAAGGAGAACUUUGAUUGCUAUAAGCUGUUUAUGGUUCAGAAUUUAGCCUUGACUAUCCACUUUAUGGGAGAAUACUUUUGGAUGCACAAUGUCGUGAUUAAACUAAAUAUUGCUCACUGUUUGUUAUCUUAAUAUCCAGGUUGAAUUUUCUCCAACACUGAAGAAACUUGCCAGCAUGAUGGACAACAUUGCAGUUCAGCUGACAGCCUGUCUGUCAAUUUUCCAGCGACUUCCAGAUCUUCUGACCAAGAAGAGGUCAACUAAAGAGGUAAUUUCAUCUUUUUAAAGAUUUAUCGCAACAGAAAAUUGUCCAGAUUAUGAAAAGGGCUCAAAGCAAACCUAAAUCAUUCCUGUUUCAUUUUUUAGCCUGUGUACGUGAUCAUUGAAAAAGACGAUGAGACAAAAAAGAUUCAAGCAAGUAUCAAAGCUGGCAUGUCUGCUAAUGCCUCUCAUCUUCAGUCGUACCUCAGCACCUGGGACAGGUAGGUUGAGAUUACGAGUUUUCUUUCUGGCAUUUUAACAGAUCAUUAACAUUAUCUGCCACCUGACCAUUCACACUGUCAGAUCCUGAUAUCAGCGUUAAAGACAGCAACUUCGAAGAAGGUUGGGGGGAUCUGUUCCCUUUUAAAGGUUGGACUUUGUGGGACACUGGUUAGGGAAACUAUCCUAUCUACUAUAAUUUAGAAUCGAAUUGUCUAUAAAAUUUUAAAUUAUUUCAUCCCCCAUUUGCCCCAUUUACAAAUGAAUUGUGAAGCUUUCAAUUAUCUUUAAAAUCACGAAAAUUCCGCAAUGUCAUGCUCUAGAAUAAACGCAGGACAAACAAACUACAGUCUAACAAGUAAGUCAGAGUGGUUCUGCUCCUCAUUUCACCUUGGAUCUAUCCAGCAGUGAAGGAAAUACAAGCUGAAACCUUAACUUGCUUAAGUAAACCCAGCAGUAUUUGACACCUUUUUUAAUACCCAUAUAUUAUUAUUAUCAUUAUUAUUAUUUAAUGACUAAUGAAGCAUUAACUCUUUAGCUACCGGGAAAUCUGGGAAAUACAGAAAGACGCUUUCAUCAGGAGAUAUCAGAGACUUAACCCACCGGUGUCCUCCUUUGACGCUGACAUUUACAGGUUUGUGUAAUUUUGGCUUUAAACAGUACAAUUUUGAAGUAAACCAUGAUUCAAAGUUUUGAUGAAAGAAGUUGCAACCUGUUCGUUUCUAAAGCGUUACGUAAUUUGUUUUCUACGUAUUCAAUAAGUUUUUUAGCGUCAUUCAACAUUACGUUUGCGGACUAUCAAACGGUUAAACACUGUAUCAUUCACUUAAGAGAUAUUGCAGGUAAAUUUGCGGUUAGUAAUACUGACAAUUUGGAAAAGUUUGUCCCUGGUUUGAGCCCAAGCAAUGCUGAAUGUCAGUGUUUUCUUUCCAGGUAUACAGAAAUUGCCAACAAUUUUCAGAAGGAAGAGACAGUACUUAAUAUCGACUUUGUGCUUCUGGACAACUCACCUCUAAAGUUUGCACUUUUAAGCCACUGCAAUGAAUGGCAAAGCAAGUUCACAACCCUGCUGCGGGAAAUGGGAAGCCAGAAACUGCUGGAGUUGACUAAUUUCCUGAAGAAUAAUGCAAAGAAGUAAGUUUUCCAGUAUUAUUAUCGAAGGUUACGUGAUACUCAAUUCUAUUUAUCAGUACGUUACUUCACAUAGCAUCGAUGGCUGGUCAUAAACCAAUAAUGUUCAAAAUCGCCAUCUUGGUUAUAAAGUAAAGUUGAAGUUUAGUGUACUAUGAAAUGAGCGUUCCCUACAUUGAUAUCACUAGUUAUGAAUAUUUCUUGAUGUUACAGAAACUAUUGAGUAUUGUCCGGGUAUGGGUAUUGGUCAUUAUCUUUUCAUUCUGUUAUACAUAUAUAACGUCAUCUGAGACGGAUAUUCUAGGGAUAAAAAUUUGUGUCUAACUUCCAGUAAAAGGCUACCCCCGUCGCAUGUCAUUUAUAUAAUCUAAAGGUUCAUAUAAUUACACUUCUAACAUUAGGUCUUAGAUAUGAGUGCUGCACUUAGUUUGGCACAACCACCUUGUUAGUGUAUUUUUUGGCUUCAUAAGGAUGUCAAGAAGAGUUAUGGAGAUAAGCAUAGUGUUGGGUGGAGCUGAGUUCGUAAAUUUGGUAAGAUGUUUGAUACUUGAAAUAAAGGAGUGUUUUGGUAUACCACAGCAACAGAUGAGUUAAAACUUCAACCAGCUAAACAAGCACAGCAAAGUCACGAAGAAGAAUAGUUCAAGCAACGUCACAAAGAUGGACGGUUUUAAUACUCCUUAUCUGCUAGCAUUAUUUAGGAUUUAAAGUCAUAGUUCUUGUCCCUAGACUUGCUACAAGUCGACCUCUUGGCGAGCGAUGAAGUCGCGAGAGGUCGUCCCGCGCCAUAUGAAAUCCGAUGAAGGACUUUUUGAAAGUCUAUUCUUGUCCCGUGUUAUUAGGAAAUUUACAGUAACUUUGUGAUCUUUACAGACUCAGUGCUCCUCCAGAAACUCUUGACCAGCUUGGUGAUAGUCUGGCUCUCUUAGAGCAACUUCAACAAGACUUGUCCAACAUUGAAGCGAAAUUCCCCCCUCUACAUCAGCAGUUUGCUAUUCUUGAGAAGUACGAGGUUGCUAUCCCUGAAGAGGUGUGUAGUUGAGAUACAGUGAGAGAAGUAACGACAAAAAAUAGUAGUAGUAGUAGUAGUAGUAUAUUAUUUUCUGUACCACUGUACCUCACUCCUCCACCUCCACCAAAAAAAAGUCGUCUCCGUUCCCAACUUGUUUUAUCCCUGAUGCUAGGAGAAACCAGCUUUAAAAAAACAUAGUAUUUAGGACGGUCUCUUACUAGUGCUUAGUAUGUGUUGUUAAUGACCAAUAUACUCAGGUAAAACUAAUAUUAAAUUCCUGUAGUCUCUUCUUUUCUUCAUCACAUCAAGAGUUAACACCAGAGCCACUAGUGCUUAAUGUGUUAUUUAUUAAGGUAGAUUUUUUUAUCAAGAAGUUGGAUAUUUUUAUUCUGAGUGGUUGCUUAACAGAACUUAAGAAAAAAGGAAAAGACUACCCAGUAAUUCACAAAACUGUCUGCGGUUGCUUACGAGAGCUUUUCUUAGCGCUGAAAGAGGCUUUAACAAUGCUGGUCGUAACUAGAGCUAGUGGUUUAUGAAAGAAAAAUUUUCCCAGAAAACUCCUCACUUGGAAUGACUAUCAACGCAUCGUAAUGACUUUGUCUUGUUAAGUGCAGGUUACGUUAAUUUUGUAACAGGUACAGCAGAUGUUGGACCAGUUGAACGGCGAAUGGGUGUCCUUUCAACAGUGUCUGAUUGACAGCGAUGCUAUGCUGAAGAAGAGCAAGGAGAAGUUCAAGACUGGGCUAAUCCAUUCUUCUGAAGACUUUAAGAAAACAGUGACUACAUUGUUUGAUGAAUUUCAGAACAAGGGACCUUAUAGCAGCUCUAUAUCUGUUAAAGAGGUUUGUAAAUGUCUGUUCUCUCUAUAAUGCCAAGUGUUUCGGAAGUUCUUGAAAAGAGGUUUGAUCAGUUUUGAUCCCUGACAGCCCGUGAAUUGCAUAGCCAAUUCCUAUCCCAUGGUAUUUUUUUUUUUGCAUUUCACUGCCUUAUGUAGCGUCUCUCUUUUGUGUUGUAUGUUUGCUAGUAGUUUAGAAAAUUAAAACCCUUUGAAUUACUAUUGUUUGUCUUGUUUAGGCCUUAGAAGAGGUACGAACUUACCAGGAACAAGUCACCAAUCUAAAGUCUCAAGAAACUAAGCUUAGACGAGGACUAAACAUCUUUAAGAUCGAGCAACCACCGUCAAAGGACUUGCAAGGAAUAGAGAAGGAUCUGGAAUAUCUGGAGCAAGUUUGGACAAUCACCAAGGAAUGGGAAGAGCUCUGGGAUGCCUGGAAGGUCGGCAAGUUUCAGGAACUGGUUACCACAGAUAUGGAGACAACAUCACAGCUGCUUUUCAAGAGACUGAACAAGUUGGUCAGAGAAGUCAAGGUACGGAGGUUACAUUCAUUCAGGGUAAAUCAAUUGUCAUCUAUAGACUAUACAAUCUUUUCUAAAAUAUACGAACUGCUGAUAAGCUUAUCAAAACCUCUUAGUAUGAUUUUGGAAUUCUUAUCUUGCUUUUUGAAUGAAACUAUUUUGGACCAACCAGUUACAUUGAAAUACGAUUCAACAGCUGGACCAUAACAUUUAACCAUGGGAGUUUUAAAUUAGCUUCCAAGAUGGUUUCAAUCUGUUGUAAACUAUUUAAAGUGGCUCCUUCAAGGUUAAGGAGACACUGGAUAUCAGUAUUUUUUGCUUUAAGGUUUACUCCGAUCUUCGGGGGAAAAAAGAAUUGAAUCAACUGAACCUUUGGCGACGUAAAAGAAGAGAUUGCACUUUGCUAUGUAGUUAACCAAUAAUGGUUUGAACUUGCUUUUGAAGGAUAAAAAUUGGGAGAUCUGUGAUUCCAUCAAGUCGCGUAUUGAGCAGUUCAAGCGUACCAUGCCUCUGAUCCAAGACUUGAAAAAUCCAGCUAUGAGGGACAGGCACUGGGCGCAGAUCAAGUCUGAGGUUCAGAAGCCUUUUGACCACAAUGGUGAAUAUGUUUUAUAGUUGUACAUAACUUCUACAUGUGUAAACUUAGUUUCAGCAAUAAGGCCGUUGGGUUUGCUGAUUAGCUACUGAUUUGCAGAAAAUAAAAAUCGAUAGUAUUUUUGCUCUAUAGACCGUAUCAAGCUUAGAAGAUAAUAAAAAUACUUCAUUCAAAUACAUAUAUGCAUAUAAACAUGAUACAUGAUACAUAUUUGAAAAGGUGGACCGCGAGGUUAUCCCUAUAAGAAGUUCCAGAACUGAACUUUAAAAAUAUUAAAAAAUUAUAAAAAACGCGCGUAAAAAUCAUUAGUGCAGGUACAAAAUGGUAUAGUAAGAAUGAUAUUUAAAGUAAAAAAUGAUUCGUGAGUGAAGAGAUGGUUUGGUAGACUGUUUCAGUCUAUGAAGAUAUGACGCGUGAAUGCCGCUAUACCACUGUACUUGUAAUACAAGAAUGUAACAGGUCUAAUCUACAAAAUGGUAUAGUAAGAAUGAUAUUUAAAGUAAAAAAUGAUUCGUGAGUGAAGAGAUGGUUUGGUAGACUGUUUCAGUCUAUGAAGAUAUGACGCGUGAAUGCCGCUAUACCACUGUACUUGUAAUACAAGAAUGUCACAGGUCUAAUCUGAUUUCAGUCAGGUCAAUAUUGAUUCAGCCUGGCUUGGCUCUUAACCUUCUUUUGUCUCCCAGCCCCAGGCGCAAAGAAAAUUGAGAAUCAACCCGCGUGAAAACAUUUAACGUUGUUGCUGACUAACUUAUUUUUCUAUUUUUCAGCUGACGAUUUUACUCUCGAAAAGAUCAUUGAGCUUGGCUUGGAUCAGUUUGCAGAGCAAAUCAGUGAAGUGUCUGGCGCUGCUAGCAAAGAGCUGUCCAUCGAACAAGUAUGCCACUUAUGGUCUUCAUUUUUCUGUCAGUCCUAGAAGAUGAUGAUGAUGAUGAUGAUGAUGAACUUUAUUCAUGUGUCGAUGUAUUUAGCUGACGCUAAUUGGGGAAGAUCUCAUUUUUGGUGAUUAAAGAAAAGGGCGGCGAAGGGUUGCACACUUAUAUUCGGUCUUUUGCUUGGUUACAUUAGAACUGUUUCUGCUAAUGGUGUGUUAACUUGAUCUUUCUUCGACAGUCAGGUUAAACAAACAGGCUAGUUACUCUCUACCUGUUCUCUACUAGUAGACUUGCAAAAGUGCUUCCAUGUUAACUAUCUCUGGAUGCGUUCAUCUUAAUUAGGGGUUCUUUUAUUUCAAGGGAAGAAAAAUCACUUCAUAACGAUAAUGCUUUUUGUUGGUUAUAAGGCCAUUGCAAGCAUCGCAGAAAGUUGGGAACAGAUUACCCUGGACAUCGGACCCUACAAGGACCGUGGACACUUCAGACUAAAGUAGGAAUAUUGGAAAUUGUUUACAAUUAUCAAUUUGUAGAGUUGAGUGGAUGAGACAUUUGUUGCAUUCUCAUUUAGUAGUUAAAAUUUGAAUUGGUGAUUAACUUAAGUGUUAACUUGUGUGUUAAGUAUAUUGUUUGAUUUCCGGACAUUUGCUUUACUCUUCAGGAAAUAAGAGCAGGUUUCCUUCAGUUCUUUGUGUAAUUUCAGAAUAUCUUUGGUGUUGUUGGAUGGAUGUUAUGUUUUCUUACAAUGUACUGAAUGACUCUUAUACUGGUGCUCAAGCGUACAGUUCCACAUGACUAUAAAUUAAAACUUACGUGUUAGUCGCAGUUUCUCGCUCCUCAGCACUCUUAUGUUAUUAUCAGUUAAAAUGCUUGUCAUCAAGGACUUGUCAAUUUUCCUAGGCUUAAGCGAAAACAUGUCGGCAGGUCAUUGAAUGAAUUAUCAAGCAACAUAGAUUUGUUUUGCCCCGACUCAAAAUGCUUGUCAUCAAGGACUUGUCAACAUUCCUAGGUUUUUAUAUGUUUAUGGUGGAAGGCCAUUGACAUGAAUUAUUAAGCAUUAUUAAAGGCAUUUUCUUUUAUUUUCAGAGCAACUGAUGACGUCUUCCAGCAGUUGGAAGACAACCAGGUUACCUUGUCCACCAUGAAGGCGUCACGAUAUGUCAAAGCGUUUGAAGCUGAGGUGAGAACUUUGAAAAACAUAACGAAAUACUUACGUAUGGAAAGCUAAACUAGAUGUCCUUAGGUAAUGUGUACCAGCAACGGUGGGGACCAAAGAUUUCUGUACCAUCAGUUCAUUGGGCCUCCUAGCCAGCUUUGAUGAAAAUGGCAAGUCACUGUUCUUACGAUUGUAACUGAUUUGACGGGUUCACUCAUUCAUCAGCGCCUUGGUGGUUGAGCUUUUCAUCUAGACUGCAAUUAUUAUGGUGCAUGAUGAUAGUAAAGCACUCAUCGUUGUUCUGUAUUUACCAGGUUGACAAAUGGGAAAGAACUUUGUCCCUCAUUUUGGAAGUCACUGAAAUGAUCCUGACUGUACAAAGACAGUGGAUGUACUUAGAGGUUUGUUAUUAAUAGUUAACGGUGUUAUCUGUGACCGUACUCUCCUCUUUUUUCUCAUCCAGAAAAUGACAGUUGAUGUCUUUAGCAUCUUCCCCCCUGGCCUCCCAUCCCUUAUUUUUCUUCCUUCCACUGUUUCAUCAGUGUGACGGGUGCUGGAAUGUGGGCUCAUGGCUGGGUUGCCUUUGCCAGCCAUGGGGGGAAGUAUUCUAUAUCUAGGGUUGGCUUGCCACAGUGGAAGCCCCUGGGUAUCCCAGGCACCCACCUUCCACUUAAGCGAGGCACAUGGUUAAGUAACCUUUUAAGGCUGGUGAACAUUCUCUAUCACUGAUAAUUUGUAGCCACAUUGCUACACAGCAGACUGCCAAAGUUGAAGACAGUUCUUGCAAUAAGGCAACAUUUUACGUCCAUCAGCAACCCUUCCUCCCACCCAACAGCAUUUACAUAAUUUGUAAUUUACUUGCCUCACUUAACAUGAUGUGCUCUAAUUUUUGUCAGAAUAUUUUCCUCGGUGAGGACAUUCGUAAACAGCUUCCCAGAGAAUCAGCAGAGUUUGAUGGUGUCAAUGCUAACUGGAAGGUAAAAUUUUAUUUUAGAAUUGGUCCUAAUAGUUUAUUUGCAUUCUUUUUAACACUGUUUUUGGUUUUGAUGCAGGUAAUCAUGCAGAGACUGAACAGAGAUAACAACGCACUGAGGGGAACUCAUCAUCCAGGUUAUGUUUUAUACGUUUCUGUUUUUCGUGACUUUGAUCAACAGCCCAUCUCUUUUUUUUUAUCAAAGAUACAAGAGAUUUGAAGGAAUGUUCCAGAACUUACUUGUAUUUAGCUUCUUUUACUUCCACCAUUUCUGAGAAAUAUUUCAUUUUUGGUGGCCUAACUCUGUAAGAACAAGAAAAACGCUUUAUGCAUUGAGUAUUCAAUUAUGUUAUUUGAUUAAAUUUUGCAGGCCUUCUCGACACACUAAAUGACAUGAAUUUGAAACUGGAGGAGAUUCAGAAGUCACUCGACAUGUACCUCGAGACCAAGAGGCAGAUAUUCCCUCGCUUCUACUUUCUUUCUAACGAUGAUCUCUUGGAAAUACUUGGCCAGUCCAAAAAUCCUGAAGCUGUAAGUAGCAGUUGUAGUUAAAACGUUAUCCCAGAAGUGUUGUCCUUUUUAGAGAGUUGGAUUAUUUAGGUUAUUAAACCUGCUGGUGACCAACUUUGUAGAGAUGCCCGGCAAUGUUUUCAGAGUUGAAAAUUACCUUAAGACAAAUAUUUUCCUUGUGGUUCAGUGGGAACUGGCAAUUGAUUUCAGCCCUGGCAAGCUAUCUAAGCUAUCUCUUCCUUCACUUGGAUAGCAACCUACCUACGAAUUUCAUGACAAAUGCCCCUAAAAGUGAAUUUCAUCGUCAUUUACCUUAAAGAAUAUCUAUACACGGCAUAUUACUCUACCCCUUGCAGAAAAUUUAACAAGUAACAGAGGACCAGUGAAUAAACCGUGAAUAUUGUUACUCUCUUAGGUUCAACCUCACUUGAAGAAGUGCUUUGACAACAUCAAGUCCCUCAAGAUGGCGAAGGUAACAAAUUUUUUUUUUUUUGUGGAAAAAAAAAGCGUCCGAAAUAUCUUUUGAGACAUCACACCUUAAUCUGUACCUUUUUUUGUAUAGAUGGGUAUCACACAGAAAACCGAGGCAGUUGGCAUGUACUCUGCUGAGGGAGAAUUCGUAGAGUUUGGUCAUUCUGUUCUUUUGGAAGGCCCUGUCGAGGUAUGUUUUCAUUCAUGCUGUUAGCUCUGAUGGUAAGGGAAAGGCACAUUCAAAUUCUGGUGCUAACGUAACGUGCUACUUAGUAAUUCAUAAUACUACGAAGGAUACGCAGAGGAUUUAACCACCUAGAAGGUUAUUCCUAGUUGUUGUUCCUGUUAUGAGUAGGUAAUAUGGUCAUGCACGACACUCUCGUCUGUAUAUGCUCUGGUGGUAGCUCGGACAUAUAAUAUGUUCUUCCUUGUUUGUCAGGCAUGGCUGUGUGAUGUUGAGAGAAGUAUGCGGUGGACCCUAAAGGAACUACUGAAACAGUGCAGACUAGCCCUGAAGAAGAACACUAGUAAACGCGACAAGUGGGUCAAGGAGUGGGCUGGUCAGGUCAGUGAUGAAUUCUUGGUUGAUCAAUGUUCUUCGUGUAUAUUUAAAAAGGAUGCCUUUUCAUGCACUGCGCUUGCACGCUCCCUGACAGAGUUGAAGCCUGGUUAACCUGUUUCGAUGUUAGUCACCAUGAUAUAAACCAGGCCUACCUGGGUUACUACGUUUGGUUAGGCAUGUCAAGCAGGUUCACUGGGGUUGCUAUGGUUGAUCCUAGCCACUACUGGCCAUAACUGGUAACCAGGUCUACCAGGUUUGACGGGAAUACCUAAUGGGAUUGAUCACUUAUUGGGUUUAAACCUGGUUAGCUCGCAUUCUAAAAAUCAGAGUGAAAAAGCCCAGCAUUUGCAUCCAAGGAACUAACCCUCUGCGUCCAUGGCUGUAUUGACAUUAAAUCUUCAAUUUUUGGUGCGUGUUGAUUAUUUAUUGAAAUGCUCAGCAAAGAAUGCUCAUAAACGUUUGUUGUUGUUUCAGCUGACGAUUACAUCAAGUCAAAUGCAGUGGACCAGCGACUGUACCAAGGCAUUAGCCAGCACUAAAGAAAGAGGCGACAAGAAGGCGCUGAAGAGUUUGAAAAAGAAACAGGUACUAAAAACUAACUCACGAGUUACUACACCCACUGUAGUCUGCAGUUUUAAUUUUUCUUCAAUUCUGUGUCGUGGCCUGUUGCGGAUAUGGGUAUCUGGUCCUUUACUGGAAGAGUUGUGCCUUUGUAUUUCUGCUGAUGCUUUUGUUCAAUUGUGCUUUGUCUGUGCUAUUCCAACUGAACUUUUUCAGUUGCAAUUCCUUGUUCGUGUAAUGAAAUGUUCGUUCAAAUGGUAACCAACCAGACACAUUUUUUCCACAGAUCUCCAUGCUGAACAAAUUUUCCGAAAUGAUUCGUGGUAACUUGACUAAGAUUCAGCGACAGAAGAUUGUUGCUUUGGUUACGAUUGAGGUGCACGCCAGGGAUGUGAUUGAAAAGAUGAUCAAGUCUGGCUGUGGAGAUGUAUCUGCAUUUGAAUGGCUUAGCCAGCUGAGACUCUAUUGGGACAAGGUAUUACAGUGACAUGUUUACUUAUUACUGUUCUGUUGUCUGCUGAACUCAAUGCAGUCAAAUCUGUAUUAUGUGGUCACCCUCAGGGAAUUGUUUGAAAGACGGUGACAGGGAAACGUUUCUGUCAUAAGGCGCCGUUAGCCACAAAGAGUUCUUUACUUCUGUGUGCCAAAUGGAAAAACCAUAUUACAAACCGUACACAAAUGUAUUUAGUUUACUGUUAUAAAAAGGACUUCCUUACAAAGUGACCUUUUAGUUUAGGUGAAGACAAUAAAGUUGGGAUUUAGGAAAGGGUGACUGAGGUCGCUUAAUAGAAGUGAUUGCCUUAUAGAAGGUAGUUGAUAUAGAAUAGAGAAUAAUUAAGAGUAACGCUUUCUUGAGAUGUAGCAAAUACAGGUUUUUCUGUUUCCAGAUGUUUCGUAGACUGCAUAGUGAAUGACAAACGUCCAAUUCUGCAAAACGUAACGACCCUUAUUGUUUUUAAAAUUGUUAAUCACAUUUUUGAUAUUAGUAUGUUAACAUUAACAUUGUAUUCCUGUCUCUGAUUAAUUUUUUUUUAUGUUUUGAUUUCAGGAUAUUGAUGACUGUGUAGUACGACAAACUAACACUCAGUUCCAGUAUGGUUAUGAGUACCUCGGGAAUUCUGGUCGCCUUGUUAUCACUCCUCUCACAGACAGGUCUGUAAACUGAAUUGUUUUGCCAACACGAUUAUGUGACAUACUUUUCCCAUGUCAUAGAUUCUUUUCAACCCUCUUUUGAUUUUUUCUCUUAGUAAUUUUUGGUGUGAUAUGGAUAUUUGUUUGGCUUGCCACACACCUCUGUUUGUGUGACAUUUGCAUUUGUCUCCCUUGUCGGUCUCGCACAUGCAGAUACAAUGCCCUUCCACGGCUGUAAGGGCAUGAACAUGAACAUACACGUUUCCGUCACGCAGGCCUCUCCGUGGAGGUGUUUUAACUUAAACUUCCUUUCUGUGCGACAUUAUCACGUGGUAAACGUACGACCUACACAAUUUUUCUCGAAACAGUUGUUAGCCAAGGGAUUCAAAUCUAUUAUCUUGUCUUUAUAUAGGUGCUAUAUGACACUGACAACAGCUCUUCACCUUCAUCGAGGAGGCAGUCCUAAAGGACCUGCCGGUACAGGCAAAACAGAGACGGUCAAGGAUCUUGGAAAGGCCCUUGGUAAUUACGUCAUUGUGGUGAACUGUUCUGAGGGUCUAGAUUACAAAUCAAUGGGGCGCAUGUACAGUGGUUUGGCACAGGUAUGGAAAUUAUACAUUAUUUACUAUUAUAUGACUUUUAUUGACCGAGACGUAAUAGAACUCGGGCAUUAUACAGCCAUCUUGACCUCACGCUUGGUCAAUACCGCAUGUAUAUCGAGAUCAUUCUUAGCUUGUUUGCUAAUGGUCGGUGGGUAGGUAGGACGGUAGGGAUAUAUCUUCACAUGUAUUUAAGCGUUGGUAGCCCAUUCAGCUUGGAAGCUGGAAUCUGGAGGGAUAAGACAAGACACGAAAUUUAUUUUUAAACCACUCACAGAAACAAAAAAGUGGACAAAAGGACAAUACUACUUAUGUAAGGUAUAAAGCCAUCUUCAAAAUAGCUAAAAAGCGAAUCUGUCUAGGAGGCAUUAUGAACCAUUUCAAAAUAUAAAAGAGGUUGUUACAUGAAGGCACAAGUAUUUAACGUCCCCAUGCACGUCCAGUACAGUACUGAAGGGCCCUGCUAAUGAGAGACAUUUAAAAAACAAACAAACCAAGUGAGCUUAAAACCGCCUAGUUUGGUGGUCUGCAAGAGCAAAUUUGUGAAGUACUCCACAUUACUGUUUUUUAUAUUUUCUUAAUAUUUCACAUUGCAGACAGGAGCAUGGGGCUGUUUUGAUGAGUUCAAUCGUAUUAACAUUGAAGUAUUGUCAGUGGUAGCCCAACAGAUUCUCUCCAUUCUCUCGGCUCUGUCAGCUGGUGCAACUCGGUUUGUAUUUGAAGGACGAGAAAUCAACCUUGUUUGGUCAUGCGGUAUCUUCAUCACUAUGAAUCCUGGUAAUUUUGUUUGUACUCAUAUCUGUACUAGAGCGGUUUUCAUUUGAGUAUCGUAAAACCAAAACCAAAGUAAUUACUCUAGCCAAUCACAAUGGACACAGACAAUACAGUGAACCAAUUAAAACUCGAAGUAAUUACAUGUAGCUGACGCAAAGCGCGGGAAAAUGCAUGCGAGCGUGACACAAUUGGUUUUGGUUUUCCUUCUGAUUGGAUAAAAAAGUGGCGCGAAUCUUUUAAGCCAAUCACGUAGCGUAGUAAACGCAAAACCAAUUACCUUUCGACACUCAAAUGAAAACCGCUCUAACAUGUUCAGCACUGUCAUUUCAACCUUUGUGACUUAUCAUCCUUUUCUUUUCCUUCCUUUUUGUUUUAUUGUUUGUUUGUUUUUUCGUUCCUCGUCAUCCUUGUGUCUUUUGUUUCUCUUAAAUUCUGUCCGCUUAUUAUUUUACUUUAAUUGUGAGUUGAAAUUCAGUCUGUUAUAUCGCAGGAUAUGCUGGUCGAACCGAAUUACCAGACAACUUAAAGAGCAUGUUUAGACCUAUUUCCAUGGUUGUACCAGAUUCGGCCAUGAUAGCCGAGAUCAUUCUGUUUGCGGAGGGAUUCAACAACACAAAGGUAUUUACCUGAUAAAGGCAACCUUAAAUUGAUUUUUACUUGAACCUUUUUUGAACCAAAAUAUAUGUUAAUCGUCGUGCCACAAUCCCCUCUGUUGCCAGGUGCUUGCCAGGAAGGUUCACACCCUGUACUCCUUAGCAGUGCAGCAGUUGUCCAAACAGGAUCACUAUGACUUUGGUCUGCGAGCUCUCACGUCUGUACUACGAUAUGCUGGCAAAAAGAAAAGGGCCAAUCCUGACAUGUCAGACGAAGAGGUGAGAUCAUAUAAUUAAAAUUAUUUCUUUUUGCGACAUCAAUAACAGUCUGCAACCUCUGGAGCCUGUAUUGGUCUACCACCAAAUUCCUGUAAUUUAAGCAUCUUUUUUUCUGUUUGGAGUAUAGGACGGGUAGAGAAAGAAAAGACAAAAGAACAAAAUACAAAAUAAGCUGUUAUAACCAAUCUUCAUAACUGUACCAAAUAGGAGACUAGCGAGUCACCCAAAUUAGCUGUCCAUACAUCUUGUAAUACAACAGUGCUCCAGGGUUGCUUGAUGAUAAAGAAAGCAGAUCUAAGUGGUCAAAUAUCAGAGGCAUUUGUUCUUUCUAAUUCAGUAAACUAAACACAGGCAUCACUUUAAAUUACCCAAGUUAGUUAAAUCAUCAAGUCACUUAAAAGGCACUCUUAUAUGCUUAUAUGUCUUGGUCAUCAGAUUCUGCUGCUGUCCAUGAAAGACAUGAACAUUGCCAAAUUAACCUCUCAGGAUCUGCCUUUGUUCAACGGCAUUGUAUCUGAUCUGUUUCCUGGCGUGGAGGCUCCAACUAUAGACUAUGGCAAGGUAAGAUAUAUUAAGUAUGAUAGCAAAUGUACAGUAUCCUUGUUACCUUCUCUACAAAAUUAGGGAGUUUAAGAUCCCACGACUGCGACGGCACGAAAGCGUGAUUAUCCCAACUCGCUCACCAUGUUUUAUGUAGGCAAACUCUUCUGGAGUUGAAUUCUUAAGAAAAAUAUUCAAGUUUAAAAAGAGUAAGAGAGAUUCGUCGCCGUAAGUUCACGUUUUCGAUAAAACGUGAAAUUAGGCAGUUUCACGAUCGCGGUAGUGCAGUGACGGCAAAGAAAUGUUCCAAAAAAAGCGUGAUGCACGUGCUAAGAUGUUGUUUUGCUUACCAAUUGCUUUUUGACGUUCUCCUUGCCGUCGCCGUAGUGGCAUCUUAGACUGCUUAAUAGCAACGCCACAAGGAGGCAUUUGUCGUAGAUUUUGUUGUCAAAUAGGUUGCUAUGUAUGUGUUGGUAUUUAUACUGUUUGCUUCUAUUCACCAGUUUAGAAACGAAAAGGGAACUGGAGCCGAAAUGCGUCCCGCAAUUGUUUCUGGGAUAGUUAUUGGGGACGCGCUGGUCAGCUAUUGGCUAGUUUUUUUACCUUUCCCAGUUACAGUCCCAGACUUCUUUGCGAAAAAUAACUCGACCCAGUUUCCUUGUCGUUUCUACAGUGGCCAAUUCUUGACCAACUAGUUUGUGAGUUUAAGUGUAGUAAACUGCUAAGGUGACGUAGGGCUCGUGCAUUGUUGAAUACGUUUUAUGGUUCUUGUCAGCUGCGAACUGCUAUAGAAAAAGACAUCAAGGAGUUUGGUCUAAAGCCACACCCGUCCACCAUGCUAAAGGUGAUUCAGUUGUACGAGACCAAGAACUCCAGGUAUUGUUGUUGUUGAGUGUCUUGUUAUUUUUUUUCUCCCUUAAGUAAUUUAAAAGAGUAAAAAGUACAAACAUAAAACAAAAUAGCCCUCCCAUUUAAAGGAAACUACUCCUUCAUAAGUAGUAUAUAUUUCGUAAAAGCUCAACUUCAGAUUUUGCUCUUUAAAAAAUUAAAUCACCCUAUGUCUUAUAAGGAAGUCUUAUUACAAUUGAAUUCCAAACAGAAAAGUGCAUUUUGACUGGGAGCAGCCAUUAAUUCAUGUCCAUUAUCAAGGGCUGUCCACGUUUCACGAGAUUCCGUUUUGAAAGAGUUGACCUGAAAGUGAAGAAAGAACUCUGCGUUUCCACGCAGAAAAAUAUCUUCCUCGUGUUUAACCAUACACGUCUCUCUUAAAAUUAUGUGGCCAACACUGUGUGAUAAAACUUCGUUGUUGACAAACUGUUAUUUUACCAGGCACUCGACCAUGUUAGUGGGCCAAACAGGCUCAGGGAAGAGUGUGUGUUGGAAGAUCCUACAGGCCUCCAUGACACGGUUAAAGAGAGAUGGAGACUCGAGUUUUAACGUUGUCAGGGUAAGUCCAACAGACAGAGAAUCUACACAGAAGACAUAUGUGACAAACAAACUGUUUCAAUUCCUUCAACGUACUCUUUUCGUAUCAUUUGUUACUCAGGCGGUUGCCCUGUGUUGAUUUUCUCUUUCUGUGUUUUAUUUUAUAGGAGUAUCCUAUUAACCCAAAGGCUCUUUCUCUUGGUGAACUGUAUGGCGAGUUUGAUCUCAACACAAACGAGUGGACAGAUGGAGUAUUAUCUAGUGUCAUGAGGCAGACAUGUGCAGGUGAGCUGUUAUCCACUCUUCAUGUUUUUAAGACUUUGCUAGCUAGGAUACCAGUAAAACGUUAUGUUAUUUAAGUUUUUAUGCGUUUGAAGGAAAUAAGGCCCCUAGCAUAGUUUAGCGUAAAACUUAGACUGAUCGGAAGUGGAGUUGCUUGGUAACUCUCGUGUUGUAGCGAGGCAUAAGUUCAGUUCGUGGCAGAGAGAAAACCAAACCCCCAACCCCCCCGCCCCACCCCCAAGAAGUAUUGUGCGGGGGCAUUUAAAGUGACGACAAAAACAGAGAAAACUUCGAUGAGAAACACAAUUAGGAGUGUGCCCUUCGGACGGAAUAACUCCCUGUAAGGUUGUUGUUGUUGUUUUUUUUUUUCACGAAACCCAAGAUGAUUAAAAAAAGUACGUGAUAAUUGAAGAGCAGCACUUUCCAGGGGUACUGUUUUUUAUGCUGUGCACGGUGUUAUUGUGUGAAAAUUGUGACCAUUCAAACCAUAUUUAUAGAGACGUACGUACCUUCCUGUUGUGCUGUUCCUUUAUACGCUGACUGUUAGAAUAAUAUAGAAUUUAAUAUGAGUACUUAGGUAUUUCGUCGUAAUCUUCUUCGUUAGAUGAGCGUCCAGAUGAAAAAUGGAUUUUGUUUGACGCUCCAGUGGACACUUUGUGGAUCGAAUCCAUGAAUUCCGUUAUGGACGACAAUAAAGUUCUAACACUCAUCAAUGGUGAACGAAUCGCUAUGCCGGACCAGGUCAGUUAACUGUUUCUAAUGAAUCUACCCAUCGAGUGAAAUGCGUUUGUGAUUUAAAUUUCUUUUAUAACUAUCGUCUCCAUUGUUUUUGGCUCAUCCUCUGAAGUUUACAAAGUUUUCCUUUCAGUUUUUGGCUUGGUCUGAGGUGACUGUGGUACUGGUAGUGGUAUCAGCUGCUUUAUAUAUUUUGGUUAUCCCUCUUCCAGACAUUAGUGGCUUACGCAGGAAAGAAGACGGCAAACCUUGUAUGACAAGCGUGACAAUAACUUUGUUUGAAAUAACUUUACGCCGAAUUUCACCUUCUUUUAAACUGAUAUUUUCCUAGAAGACCACAAAACAUUAAAGUUAAGUGAAGAUCACGACAAAACGCGCAAGUUAUGGCCCUGUCACGUUUGUCACCCACAAGCGUUUUGCCGUCCUCUUCCUCCUGCCGUCCUAUUGCGAAAAACUCCCUAUUGUUUGCAAUACCAUCUGAAGUACCUCCUCUAUUUACAUUGUAUUUACUCCUAAAUAAAUAUCAACGUGCGUCCCACUUAACUAACCAGUGUCAACCAUAACCAUAAUCUUGUGUUGGUCUUUUUUAGGUUUCCCUGUUGUUUGAGGUAGAAGACUUAGCUGUAGCUUCACCUGCUACAGUCAGUCGCUGUGGUAUGGUGUUUUCAGACUAUCGAGACCUUGGCUGGCAGCCUUACGUAGACUGCUGGCUAGAAAAGAGACAAGAUAAGGUAUAUUACUAGGGCAUUACAUUUGAUUGUUUUGACACUGAGAACGUUUUUUGCAUGAAUUUACUUGGUUAACAACUGCAUUGUCUAAUGGGGUUUGGGUGCGUUGGAAGACUGGGGGCUUCCCCUAGCGGCCGGGCCACCCCAAACCGAGGACCACUCCCAUACUAAUACUCACUAUGGGCAGGCGAACGACAUACUAACUGGGAAGUCAAUAAAGGGCAGAAAAGACAUUUCACCAAAACGGCACAAAAUGGCUGACGACACUGCAUUAAGCUUGCUACAACUUGAAUAAUGCUUGUGAACGUGCCCCGAUGUCUCCAACUGCAGACCGCUACAGCGCUCUUUGCUGCUGUUUGGUUAAUUAUAUAAUAUAUAAUAAACAACCUCAUCACUGUUUUUUCGUCUCUAUUUUUCCAGCAAUCUGUGGAGCACCUGCAGAGACUGUUUGAGAAGUUUGUUCCUAAAGUGCUGGAUUUCCGAAGACACCAUUGCAAGGAACUGAUUCCCACAUCAGAACUGAACUCUGUGGCUUCUUUGUGUGUUUUGUUUGACGCCCUGGCGACAGAAGAGAAUGGAGUAAGGCUCAAAAUGUCUUGUUCUAAUUUAGAAAGUCCUUUAAACUACGUGCAGGCCAUACUGUUUCAAAUGAUUCUGAUAUUACACAUUAUCAUAACAUUCUUGUCUACAAGACGAUGCAGAGUCGCACUAAGCAACUCUAACAACCUCACUGUUUUAGUGAUUCUUGUCCUUACAACUGCGCUAUUUUCUGGCACAAAUAUUCUGUCCCGCUAGGACUUUUUUAUCAAAUGCUUAAAACGGUUUUGCUCAUUUUCUUUGUCGUUUAUCUUACAGGUUCAUCCACAUGAAGACAGUUUCCCCCGCAUGAUUGAGCUGUGGUUCUUGUUCUCGUUAAUCUGGUCCAUUUGUGCAUCAGUGGACGAAGACAGCAGGAAGAAAAUGGACAACUUUCUUCGAGAAAUUGAAGGCCAAUUCCCUGCUAAGGUAAAUAAAAAAUAUUCCCGCCCAAGUUCUUCAGGGAUGAGGCCUCAGUACCCUUCUUUUGGUGUUGCUUUCUUUGUUGAAACAUCAGAAAUAGCUGAAGCUCAACUGUUGACAGCCUGCGUAGCAAGCGUUUCCGUUUGGUUUCGAAGCAAAGAAAGACUCUCGUUCUACCUUCUUCGCUCCGAAACCGCAUGGAAACGCUUGCUACGCAGGCUAAACUGGUGACCUUAGCGAGAUGCCAAAGAGAGAUUCGUGAAACGGAGGGUGCUGUUAUGCAAUUGGCUGGAAGCGUGGAGAGUAGUCCUGUGGUGCAAGAAAUCUUACACAGCUCUUUGUCUUUCAUAAUGGUCCUCAAAUUUAGGGAUGAAAAUACCGAACGUAAUAGUGCUUCAGGGCUGGUUGGUUGCUACGAGCGCAAGGUUCAAGGCUGUUAUGGAAGUUUGAAACUAAUUUAAAUGUAACAAGUUUGCUGUGCUGGAAGUUGUCAUCUCAUUUAACGUAACUGUACUUAAAACAACUAUUUUUUCUUUUGUCAGGACACUGUGUAUGAAUAUCACGUGGACACCAAACAAAAGGCCUGGGCAUUGUGGGAAGAUAAGCUGAGAAGUGGAUGGCGUUACACACCAAAGUACGUUCACGAUUAUUGAUUACUAACUCUGCGUUGCAUGGUAUAACGUUUAUUUGUGGCUUUAAUCACACAUUCAGAGCUCUUUUGUUGUGCUUUUUUAUUCACCUUGAUUGAUCUAGUGUCUAGAUUCGGGUUGAUCUUGAUUAUUAACAAGCAUUUCUUUCUAUAAGCGCUUUCAACAAUGUUCUUUUGUAAUUUUGCCUUAAAUCAUGGUAACUUUAAGUUAAAAGAAAACACCAAUUUUAAAAAUUUCUUAGCUCCGCGUUUCCCCCCGCCGUAGAUCUUAGUACAAAGAGAAAUUUGGCUUUCGAUCUACCUAAAGUUCCUGUGUCUCUUAACCGCUUCCUUUUUCAAGUAGGAUGUUGACAAGGAUCAAGGGUAAUUUGUUAUGGAUAAUAAGCUUUGAUUAUAUUUCUAUCAAAUUUUCAACCUAUUUUCUUUUGUUGUAGUACACCAUUCUACAAAAUCAUGGUCCCCACUGUGGACACUGUAAGAUAUGACUUCUUGGUGUAUAGCUUGCUUCAAGCUAAGCGACCUGUCCUUCUUACGGGACCUGUGGGGACUGGCAAGACUUCCUUGGCCCAGAAGGUGUUGCAGAGAUUGGACCCUAAAAUCUACAGUCUCUUGGUAAUCAAUCUGUCAGCACAGGUAGGUCAGAAAACGGACUCAUCUUCAGUUUACCUGUUUAUGACUCCACAUAAAACAAAGUUUAAUUCCUUUUUCUGUGGUGUUGUGAGCCAGUUAGAACAAAUGUACAAAAAUGUACAUGUAGUGAUAUUUGGUUAACCUCAAAAUACUUAGGAGCUCUUCAGUAUUCGAAGGGGAAGGAGAGGGUUUUCGCUGGAGUAACCUUUAAAGAAAAUUCUGUCGAAGCAACGGAGAGAACCAACAACAAACUCAGCCUACAUUUAGCGUUACUUCCACGAUUGGUACCCGACUGGUGUGGAGUGCUUUUUUUACCACUGCACCAACAUUUCAAACAAAAUGCAUGUGCAGCAUUUGCCAAAUGUGGUGACCGGGCGUUACCAAGCUUAGAAAAGUAUUCAAGUGUGAACUCACGACCUUAACUGGAUACCUUAUGCCUGAUUUGUUUGAGGGUCACCAUGUUAGACGUGUUUUGUCGAAUUCAGCUGUGUCCGAUAAGCAAAUACGAUACUAAAACAUUCAAAACCAUGUUCUGUUGAGCUGACCUUAUUCAAUAUCUUGUGAUUGGGGAGAAUAUCUGACGGCACUUAUUAUUUUUCUGUUUUAGACGUCUUCCAACAAUGUUCAAGAAAUCAUUGAGAGCAAGGUUGAGAAACGAACUAAAGGUAACGUUGCUGCGGUAACUGGUCAAGUAGCUCGAUAGUUAUCUCGCCUGAACCCCGGAAUUAAUUUACAUAUACAUACUUUAUAGCCGCAAAGCCCAGAAGGCACUUUGAAAAAUGUCAAUUUGUCGUUCGGUAAACCAAAAAAUAGUAGUAAGCGGAAAAAGACAGUGACUGCACGGCUGUCAGUGAAGGUAAGCCUUGCUCGGGCGAGAUCUGACUCUUGGGCGACUGUACCGUAAAGCUUCAACUCAUUCAGAGUCUUGUCAUAGUAAAUAAACUCAUGUCACCGAGAUAACAGCAGUUGGACUUACGUUCUCUAAUGUGCUGUUCCGCUUUGCAUCAAGGUGUGUAUGUACCAAUCGGUGGCAAGCAGCUGAUAAACUUCAUGGAUGACUUCAACAUGCCUGCUAAAGACACAUUUGGCUCUCAACCACCACUGGAACUGAUCCGCUUGUGGCUGGACUAUGGCUUCUGGUAUGAUCGACAGAAACAGACAGUAAAGUACAUCAAGGUUAGUCAGAUCGCUGGCAGCCGGGACAUUGACUUUGUUUAUCCAAGUAAAUAGUACUGUCAAUGUGAGAGACUGUAAGAACAAGCUAACGGUUCCACUACCCCGAGCCAACUUCAACACUUUAGAAACAGCUUUAUUUAGAGAAGUAGUGCAGUAGAACAGUCCAGCAGUGGAGCUGUUGCAAGCAUAUACUCUCUUCCUUUAAAUCCGUAUGUAGUGCUUUCCUUUCGCAAUGAGCAACACUCCUUUGCGCAAGCCAUGUUAAUGUCAAAACGAUUGUUUUAUCUUAAAUUUGCUUUAUCGUGUUUUUUUUUUUCAUCCGUUUCCUUUUUGUUUUUUAAUAAUGUUUUCUUAACUGUUAAUUUGAGUUCAAUAUAGAACCAUAUAUGUCUUAUUUAAAUAUCAGGACAUGCAUGUAUUGGCAUCCAUGGGUCCACCUGGCGGAGGCAGGAUGGUGAUCUCCAAACGACUGCAGAGCAGGUUCAAUCUCAUCAACAUGACUUUCCCGCAAGUAAGUAGUGCUCACUAUAAAGGAUAUAUAUGCUUGAUGCAUUGCCUUCAUUGGAAUGGUCACACCCAAAGAUUUCAUUCACCUUUGUAGAGCUCAAUAAACAAUGCUUCAAGUAACGGUUAGUUAAAUAGUGUUUAUUUAUGAAAAUAGAUACCCAAAUCAUCAUCAUAGUCGAUUUGUCACAAAUUAAGACUUUUCUCUGGUUGGUCUCUCUACUGGCCUUAUCUAAAGAUUUUGGUUUUUAUUUCACAGAGGUCUUUGUACUGUAAAAUGGUUAGCAAGUAUUCCUUACAGUUAAAAAAAUGCACAGGCCUAAACACUACAGCCGCCAUACAUAGGUCAUGAUUUAACUUGAGGGACGUAACUGUAUGCGUGUGUCACAAUGAACUGAAGGCCUGUUUCUUGUCUUUGUUAAUUGUCAGGAAAGUCAGAUCAAGCGCAUAUUUGGUACAAUGAUUAAUCAGAAGUUGCAAGACUUUGAAGAAGACGUGAAGCCUCUGGGUGAUCUUAUGACGCAGGUUAAUUUUCAUGUAAUAUAUCAAACAUGAGACGCAGUGUUUCAUCACCAGAUGAAACACCGAGAAGAGAGUUGAAAAUACGACGCGCAGCGGAGUAUUUUUGACGAACUUCGAGGUGUUUCAUCUGGUGAUGAAACACUGUGUCGAAUGUUUGAUAUUUCUUCUCAAACAAAAUCAUUUUUGAAGGAGAAAUUAAGGAUGCAAAUACUGAGCAGUUUUUCAUCCGAUUUCCAAACACUCAUUGAACAUUAAUUUUCUUUGUAUUUUCUUUAUGAAUUAUUAAUGAGUUUGAGAAGUCUAUUUAACCCGAUGCCGGUCAUGAGCUGAAUGUAUGUUACAGAACAAGCCCUUCCCCUCCCCUUACCAGACACAACUGCCACUGAUCCGAAAUGUUUUCAGAAAGCCAACUUGUGUAAAGUGGCUCGUAUUCACGAUCAUACCACCUUGUUCCGUUUUGGAAACGCCCCGUAACGUUUCGGGGCAAAACCGUUUGUAAUUGGCUGUACAAUUCUAACAAUUAAAUUUCCAAUGUGAUCAAGUUGAAGAAACAUGCUGGGCUUGUUUCCGUGCUAGAAAUUUUACCCGCACCUAAAACGCUCGCCUCUGGCUAAAAUAUAGUUUUAUAGUCGUUAAGUGAGGCCGCUGUGUUAACCUUGGCAUGUAAUUUUGCAUGUUCUCUUUCAGGCAACCAUCGACAUUUACAACACGAUCAUCGCUAAAAUGCUACCGACACCAACCAAGAUCCAUUACUUGUUUAACCUCAGAGACAUUUCCAGGGUAAGUUAUUUACUAUGUGGUACUGCUGAGGAUCAGUUUCUUAGUAUCUAUUAACUUCAUAUAUGUCAGCCAUUUAGAUUUUAAGCACUAAGAAGAGGCUAAAAAAUGAAAGCCUUUUUUUUUCCGAAGCAUCGUGUGAGCUCGCCGAGCUAGUUGGGCGUAUAUGAAUUUCUAUUUUGAGGCAGGCUCUUGAAGCUGUGAUCAAUUUGCGCGACAAAUAUGGUCGUAAAAUAAAAGACAAGAUUGAAGUUGCCAAAAUCGUUAUUGCUAGCACGUUAUUGUAUGAGCCAUUAGAUAUUCUUUGUCUAAUGGUAGUAAAUUAUUUACGAAUUCUAUAUUGCAAUAGGUAUUCCAAGGUUUGCUUCGUGCCAACAAAGACUUUCAUGACACAAAGACGGCCAUCUCCAGGCUGUGGGUACAUGAGUGCUUCAGGUGAGAUCCCGGUAAUUGUGUUGACCGAGCCAAUCGUUUAAUAGCUUCAUUUGUAGCAUAAAUCGACUAUAUUGAUAGCAUCAGCGUAUAUCCAUAACAUCAUACUGUGUGGUGAUAAAUUGUGUCCGUUGUUUUGUCUUCAGAGUUUUCUCCGAUCGCCUAAUAGAUGCUAAUGACCAUGAAGCAUUCGUAGCAUUGUUGAGUGACAAGCUUGGCACCAUGUUUGAUCUCACUUUUCACAAUCUCUGCCCCAACAAACAGCCACCAAUCUUCGGUAAGUUAUUGUCAUAAGCCCGGGAGCAAAACUUUUAGUUUGGCCAAUCACAGUGGCGCAGACAACCUUGUGAGCCAGUCACAACUGAGAGUAAAUACAUGUACCUGCGCCGAAAAAAAUGCAAAACUGUUAGUUUGGCCAAUGACAGUGGUGCAGACUAUCGCGUGAACCAAUCAGAACAACAGACACUUUACUGUCUUCUUGCCCUCCCAAUGUUGGUGUGCAAGAUUUGGGGAUUUAACUGUGAUAAACAGCAUUGGAAGAAGACGGGCCAGAAGUGAAAAAACAGCGUUCGGUGGAAGUGUCCCAACUAUUUUCGUCUGAGACUGUAGGAUUCACUAACUGUAACCUGCGCCGAAAAAAAGUGCGGAAAAAAUGCGAGUAAGUUAGGAGCAUGACCUAACAUUCAACAUGUAAACAUGUUAAACGUUGUUUAACAAGAAAUGAGAUGAGCUCUUUUCCGUCCAACAAGUUACAACGAUUUCAACAACAUCGCUCGCCGUUUGUUGAGCAACAAAGAUUGAACUGUAUAUCACUGGCUUUAGACUAACAUAAUCAACAUUGACGAAUUCUGCAGGUGAUUUCAUGAAAGAUGGCGCCGUGUAUGAAGACUUGAUGGACUUCAAAGCCUUGAAGAAGUACAUGGAAGAUCAGCUGGAAGAUUACAACAUGGAGCCUGGAGUCAUUGCUAUGGAUCUUGUUCUCUUCAGAGAUGCUAUUGAGCAUGGUAUGUUAAAUCUGUUGGCGAGACUCAUCGUCGGCUAUCAUACUUACAGAUUUCUCCACGGUUCUUCACUGCUUUGUAAACAUGUACUACUAAAUAAAUUGAUCGAAAUGUUUGGUAGUUUUUGCCUCAGGUGUUUGGGGAACAUACCGCUUUCUUAACAGACUGGUCCUUAUUUUGUGCUUACUGCACAAAUGUCAACCUCUCAGCUCACGUUAAAACGUACACGUCAAGUUGUUAGCCUCUUUAAUUCCAACAGCAGUUGAGAGCACGUGUUUCCUCUCUGGUACCUCGUUAUUUUUAAAUGCCUAGCAAUAAGAAGUGAGGGUCGAUGAUUUGAAGGUGCUUUAGAAAAAUACCAUUGAUUUACAAAUUUCCAGACCUACCUUUGGUAUCAUCUAUGUUUAAGCUAAGAAAUGCGACCGUCACUCUACCUUGCCUAAGCUGUGAACAACUAAAUAAGCGAGUUAUGCUACGAAAACUGCAUUAACGCACUGACCAAAACAGAAAUAAGCUGGGUAGUUCUUGAUGUGUUUUUCUCCUUCCUUCUAGUGACUCGUAUAAUCCGUGUGAUCGGUCAGCCUCGUGGUAACAUGCUGUUGAUCGGUAUUGGUGGGAGUGGCCGCCAGAGUUUGAGUCGGUUAUCAGCCUACAUUAUUGGCUUCAAAGUGUUCCAGAUUGAGGUGACUAAGCACUACAGGAAGACUGAGUUCAGGGAAGGUUUGUACUAUUAUUCGCGGUAACUUUUGAUAGUAGAGAGUUAUAGCAACGACAACAUCAGUUGGCUUAUAAGCAAAACAGAAACUCUGCGCGUGCAUCACUUUUUUGUGCAUGAUCUUGUCGUUCAUGUCGUUCUCUUCAUGACAUUCCACGUUUAAUGGAAGACGUAGACAGACGACGAUAAAUUCUCUUUCUCUCUCUAAACUUGGCUGUGUUCCCUGAGAAUUCAACUCAGAAAAAAUCACAUACAACAAAGACCCUUCUUACUUCACCUUCGCUUGAAGAAAUCUUGAGAACGUGUCGCUUGUAUCCAGAGGACUCUCUGUCACCACGUCUUAAAUCUUUGUUUGAAUGUUAGAGAGAUUUUUGAAAGUCUUAGAGAAAAAAUAUCCGCCUUCAUGACGGCGAGAUGUCUCUCACUGUGCGCGAGUCAAGAAAGGUUUUAAAUAGAGGCCUGAAAAUUCCUAAAAUCUUCAAAUGCAUCAGCCGACUUUUACCUCGUCUCUCCAUCCAAACAAAUCGCUACUUUUUAUUCCUAUUCUGAGGAACAAUCUAAUCACACCCUCUUUCUUCGAGAUGAGUUUUACAGUUAACAAACUCUUUCAUGGAAAACUGACAAUAAUAAGCACAGCCUUUUUAUUCAAAGUGACCUUUUUUUUCUCAAAGAUUUGAAGCGUCUUUACAGUCUGGCUGGUGUGGAUAACAAGCCCACAGUGUUUCUGUUCAAUGACACUCAAGCCUUGGAUGAAUCAUUUCUUGAAGACAUCGGUAACAUCCUCAGCAGUGGAGAGGUCCCAAAUCUUUACAAACCCGAAGAAUUUGAAGAGGUAUGUGAAGAGUCAUUCCCUUUUGAGUUAUGGAGAGGGAGACUAGAUGAAACUGAAAUGAUAAUUACGCGAGUAGUAUAGGACGCAUGUUUUACUCCUUAUUUAUGCAGGUAUGUCAUUGGCGUAUUUGUUGUCGAUGGCUCCGGGUUAUUGUUUCUUAGCGGUCAUAAAUGAGGGAAAAAGGAACUAGCCCUAACACACGAGAAUGGAAUAUUGUGAACGUAUUUUAUAGACAGUAAAUGUGUCAUAAUUUGGUAAAAAUUCCGUCAAAUUCAGUCGCAAAGGAGGCGGUGCGCACUUUCUUCGUGAGGUAAAGUAGUUGCAAAUGACGGCCUAAAACGUGCACCUCACUCUCCUUACGCAAAUACUGUCGAAUAGGUCAGACUUUGCUCGAGAAUUCACAUCACGGUAUGUGAGCGAAGAUCCUUAAGGACUAGAAAAGGUAGGUACUGACCAAGACUAUUAAUUCCGACGUAGAUAAAAUCUACCAAUUUCCCCGUGUUGGAAUAGGAUGAUUAUCUUAAAGGACGCUUUUAACGUUCUCUUUUUUUGUUCUGAAUAAACAAGGUACAUGGUUUUGUUACUUUGAUAAUUCAAUCAUCUUUUGAAUGGAUUUCGAACAGUUAUUUUGUUUUUUUUUAGGUCCGCACAGCUCUUUCGGAGGAGGCUCGUAAGGAAGGUAUCUUUGAUACACCAGAGAACAUGUUCAACUUCUUUAUUGAACGAGUUAGAAGCAAUCUUCAUAUCAUCUUGUGCAUGAGUCCAGUAGGGGAUCCAUUCAGGUAAGGAAAACGUUUCUUAAACUUUCCAAAAACCAAAAAGUUAUUGCUGCGAGUAGUCAUAGCCAAGCAGAAAAUCCAACAACAAGUCGGAACUGUAGUUCGAACUAGUCGUCGAAAACCGCGUGCAGUGGUUGUUUUAGGUUUUGAAAAGUUUUUCAAAAUACUUACACUUUUGAAGGGUUCACUUAAAACCGUUUUUAGGCUGAGAUAAGUUAUUAACAAACUGUGGUAUUAGUUGUCGUAGCGUAAUUUUCCUAACCUUGUGUUUGUGCAUAAGGAACCGGAUCCGAAUGUACCCAGCGUUUGUCAACUGUACCACAAUUGACUGGUUCAGUGAGUGGCCUCAAGAUGCUCUUUUAGAGGUGGCUGAGAAAUACUUGGAGAGUAUGGACCUGAGUGAUGAGGAGGUAAGAAAUAAUGCCCCCUAUCUUACUACAACACUUUUAAAAUAGCAUUUGAUUUCAAACCCCGAUUGGCACCUGUACAAUAAAGUACAUCUCAGUAUCUGUCAUUCCAAAAUUCACUCUACAUUACUCAGGUGGAUUUUAAAUGUCAAACUCUUGUGUUCAAUAUUUUACAGACUAAGGGUAAUGUGGCCAACAUAUUUGUAAUAGUUCACAAAUCAGUGGUGGAUACGAGCAAGCGAAUGUUACUGGAAGUUAAACGUCAUAACUACGUCACUCCUACCAACUAUCUUGAGCUUGUAUCCGGUUACAAGACGUAAGUAACAAUCUCUUAACACUCUGACUAAGAAACACUGUGCACAGCGCAGAGCAUCUGGACUACUGACCAAAAGGUCAUUGGAUUGACUCAUUUUGGGAGAACUCGGUCUUUUUUCUUCCGAAUCACCAGGAUCAAAAACCUCUUUGCCACUGUGCAGAGUGUUUCUUUUUUUUCACUGUAGUUAUUUCACUUUCUUUCAUUUUCUACCAUCUCAGUUCUCUUUCGUUUUUUUUUUGUCUUUCCUUUUUGCUGACAUUGCACUUUAUCCUUGCUUUGAUUAGUUUGCUUCACGAGAAGAGAAAAGAACUGGGAGAUGCAGCAAGCAAACUGAGAAACGGCUUGGACAAAAUCGACGAUACCAGAGCUAAGGUAUAGUCAUUUGUUGUACAAUUUUAUCUUACAGAACAUGAAAUUGGAUUUAUUUUUUUAUGGGGAAACAUUGUCAAAUAUUUCAGUAUGGAAAAAUAAGAGAACAAAAAGUGUGCAGCUACAAAACAGCGUAAUGUAUUGGAAUUUACACCUAAUAAGAUUGAUAUCUUUUCUGAGUAAGUUUUGUUGCGGGGAAUCAAGGUAAAUAGUGCUGCUCGUCUAUUCUUGGUUUGCAGCCACGUGACAAGGCGGCUAUCUUGGUGGUCAAUACAAUAGAAUAUUUUCUCAAAGAAUUUACAUGAAAAUGGAGUUUAGUUCCCAGAGGAGAGAAACGCUUUUGUUCUUGACCACCACCAUGUCCGCCAUGACGUUACGUGCAAACCAGCAAGUGAUUCUGGGAAUUGAUAGCCUGAGUAUCAGGCCUUCCUUAGGGGUGAGGGGAGAGGAGAUUCUAGGGAGGGGAGGCAGGAAGAGAGAAAGCUGUCCCCUCUUUUUGCUCACCUCCUUUGCCCCCUGAAAAGCUGGAUACAGCUCAAGCUAGAGAACUACAUAUUUAUUUGUCUUCAGGUGGAGUCCAUGUCAAUUGAGUUGGAGGACGCAAAGACAAAGGUAGCACAGUUUCAAAAGCAAUGUGAAGAAUAUCUUGUCGUGAUUGUACAACAGAAAAGAGACGCUGAUGAGCAGCAAAAGGUAGAAAUUCUGUUUUACUCUAUAACUUCACUCCUCAGGUUAAUUAUUGGGCUGUCUGUGGCGUCGAAAAAAGACAAAAUGGCUGACAGAUCACCCAGAAGGCAUUGCAUUAAUUUUCCAACCCCUCAUUUGACUUUUCUUCGGAGAGAAUGACUCAUUUCCAGAGGGAAAAAUUCUGGAAAACAAAUUCGUUUGAGGCCAAAGGGAAUUUUUUUGGGGUAUUGAUUUUUGCGUCCUUUUGAUCAUCCUCGUCACUCUAACUCUAGAGUGCUCCCCCCUCCCUUGGGAUAUCUAUCUUGAUCUCCGAAUGCUGUCACCUCUAUCUCUAUCUUUCUGUUUCUCCGGAUAGGAGUAGUUAGUACUAGCCAUACACUCAGAAUAGAAAAUAUUAGACCACUGCAGCCCAAUGUCGCCAGCAGCAGUGAAAGCAAUUUUUGUCCUGGCACCUUAACACAAGCCUUUUGUCUCUUGUACUCUGUAGAUUGUGCAAGCCAGGAGUGAGAAAAUCGCCGAAGAAGAAGACAAAUGUCGAGUAAUGGCAGAAAAUGCUCAACAUGACCUGGAUGAGGCUUUACCGGCCCUUGCUGAAGCCACUAAAGCUUUGGAAUCACUGAACAAGAAAGACAUGACAGAGAUCAAAUCGUACGCUAAGCCGCCAGCUUUGGUUGAAAAAGUCAUGGAGGCUGUUAUGAUACUCAGAGGAGGGGAGCCAACCUGGGCCGAGGCCAAGAGACAGUUGGGUGAGUGCAUACUUGACGAUACCAUGGUAUACACUCCUUUUUUAUUUCUAUAUAACAGCCUCUCUAUUUUUUGAGUUGAGCCUGCACCGUUCUUAUUUUUUGGGCUGUUUCCGCCUGGAAAUGUUCUUACGGAUGUUCUUAAAUUUCAAUGACGGAAAUCCGGCAACUUCUGAGCUACAUAUAGAUCUGAAGACAGGGAGCUCGUUGUAGUUUUGAAUAUAUCGCAUUUAUACACUUAGUCUUAAACGUGGCAUCGCUCCAUGCAUCAUACUGUACAUGAGACUUCACAAAGUUCAAGCACAUCCUCGAUACUUCUAAAGCCUCUAUCUCACGCCAACCCGCCAACCUACCCUUGCCCUUUUUGGGAAUGUGUUGAAACAGCAAAAUUUUACUUGCACUCUGAUCUCAUGUAGGACAUUUUUUGUAAUUCAGAUUUUCUAGAUUUAGGAAAAUAAAAGCCGUGAAAAAUAAAUUGUUCUUCUCUGAGCCUCGAGUAGGUUCUCAGCAUGUUCUUAAUAUUUUGGCAAAUUUCAGGCUGAACGUUCUUAUAGAAAAGGUUUUUAUAAAAAAGACUGUAUCGUCCGUUUAGCUUCGUGAUUCUUAUAUACAUUGAUCGUACAUCUCGGAAAAUUUAUCCGCACCAUUUGUCGUCAGAAAAAUUAUGCCUAUCAAACAAAUUUGGGAACGCAUUGUGAAAUCCGAAAGAUUUUAAUAAAGAAAUUACAUUUUUCCCUUCUUCCUUAACAAAGAAGCCAUCCUGACCUAUUUUCUCUAAAUAGCUUUGAAAAGCUAUUUGAAAGCUUCAGUUUUACUGUAAGUUACCUCAGCUUGGUUUUUGGAAAUUCGUAGAUAGAAUUUCUAAUCAAUCACGGAUUUUCAUAGCACGACGUUUGUAAGCAACCCUUGUCAUAUAACAACAACAACAACAACAUCUUUAUUUCUUACAUUAAAUAUACAAAUAUCACACCACCUGCAAAUAGCAAGGCUAAACGAGGCAGGUGGUGUGUAGACGGCUUAAGAUUUAUUACGAAUAGUUAAAGUGAAAAAGUACCAUAUUUAUAAUAAAAAAGGUCAGUCACGAGAGAAAUUGAGAUAAGAAAAUCGAGGCAGCUAUUUAGAUAAGCGGGGGCUAAUAUUUUUUUAAAAUCGGAGAUUAUCGUGUUUAGGUCAGCAUAUCUAUCCUGAACUUCAAAUAUUUUCAACAGAAUUGUAUGAACUUUUUCCUUAAAGAGAGAUUUUGAAGAAUUUCGUAAAUUUUCAGGUAUGGAGAUGGAGCAAAUUAGAUUCAUGACUAUUUGUUCUUUUGGUUAUUUACCAGGCGAUCAAAAUUUCAUCAAGCAGCUAGUUAACUACGACAAAGACAACAUGACUGAUCGAAUUCUGAAGAAAAUUGGCACGUAUUGCUCUCAAGCUGACUUCCAGCCUGAGAUCAUUGGCCGCGUGUCACUUGCUGCUAAGUCACUGUGUAUGUGGGUCAGGGCAAUGGAAGUGUAUGGACGAAUAUACAGAGUAGUGGAACCCAAGAAACAGAGACUGGCACAAGCCACAUCACAGCUUCAAGAGAAACAGGCUGUUCUUGCAGAAGCCAAGGCAAAGCUUAAGGAGGUAGGAAAAGCUGUGUAGUCUGAAGAGAACCUUUUGGGUUAGAGGAAUAUGUCGGGUAGCCACGUCCAUCCCCCUAUCUGUUUGGUUUUCUGUAGCUUUACCGUGCAAUUUAGUUGAUGUAUGUAAGGGUCACUGCUGGCAGUGCUUAUGAUUCCUUUAGUCUACUCUGCAGGGUACAGUCGUGUGGUGUUCAUCCCCUUCCCCUCCCCUCUCUGUGGUAUCGGCCAUGGUGAAUGAAAUCAAAGAAUCCUUAUUAGUGAAUUUUUGUUGUAUCUACGUCCACCACAUAAGGGUGCUGCUAUUCGUUUGGACAAAUUACUUCAUAAAUUUCCAAGUAAAGACCCUAUUAGUCUCUAAAGUCCAGUGGUUUGCCAAACCCUCAAAGAGAAGCGAGAAAGCAAAUUAAAAUGCUGAUUGAUGAUUGUUAAUUUGUAGGUAACGGAUCGAAUGGAGGAGCUAAAGAGGCAGUAUGAUGAAAAAUCUGCUCAGAAGGAAGAGUUGCGAAAAAAGGCUGAAAUUACUGAGCUGAAGCUUGAAAGAGCUGGUAAAUUAGUGUCUGGUUUGGCAGGGGAAAGAGACCGUUGGGAAGCUAGUGUCACGGUAAGCCACGCCGGACCCUUCAUCUUACUUGCACCUGUAUGUACACAUAGCUAUUCUUUUUAAAUCUCUCUCAAAAUCCAGGGCUUCUGCAAAUGUAAGUGGAGUAAAAUAAAAACUGUUUGUCAAACAUUGCUCUACUGGUUCAGCGAAUAUGCCAACUAACACAUAACGUAUCAUUACUUGUAUUAUUAGAGAGAUUAAGAAUCGCGUUUGCGGCAAACGGCAAACGUGAAUUUGUACCACGUGACCAAGUUUUCCCUUUACUUGUCGUUUACUGUUCAUCAUAACUACAAGAAAAUCGAUAGAUUGACGCCAAUUCUAUCCAUAAGAAUCGUUUUAAGCCGUUUUCGUCUGCUCAUUUCUCAUUUUGAAAAUUUCUCAACUUGAAUCUCACGUUUCCGUUUGGCGUUAAUCUCUCUAUUAUAUUUGAUGAAACGAAAUUUGCCGUACUUUGAAUUUGAACUUCUUCAAGAAUGUCAUAAUCCUCAGGCCCGGGUUGUUCGAAAGAUGGAUAGCUCUAUCCAGCGGAAAAAUCCCUAUCCGGCGGAUAAGUAUUUGGGAAACGAAUUGUGCUAUCCAGUGGAUAGAGAUUUAUCCGGUGGAUAGCGCUAUCCACCUUUUGAACAACGGGGGCCAGGUCCUCAGUGAGUCCAUUCCACCUAGUUGGUGAUGCAUAUCUAAAUGAAUAUAAACUAUCAGUGGUUGUCUUAACACAGAGAACAAUAAGUUUGUUUGAUCCCCGCAGAUCAUUAGAAGUAUAGAAGUAUCAAUAUUUAAGAAGAAUUACCCCUUAAAAAAAAGCGUGAAAUAUAGAUCGUGUCAUUUGAAAGUUUUGCUGAAGAGGUUUCAUUCAAAUGGCCACCUUGCAGGAAGUUGUUGGAUAAGAAAACCCUCGUUUCUCCUUUACAAACAAACAGAUUUUCACCUUUAAUUUCAGAUUUUGGAGGAAAACAUCGGCUAUUUAGUGGGAGAUUGUCUGAUUGCUGCUGCGUUUUUAUCUUAUGCUGGACCGUUCCUGUCUAAUUACAGAGACGAACUCGUCGAGAAAACGUGGCUGGCACAGGUAAGAGACAAAACUGUCACUGGUGUAUUAAUAACAUAAUAAGAGGGACUAUUCGACUUCUGUCGAACUCGUUUUUUUCCCCUACUUUAUUAUUAGCGAAAGAAAAGGAGGAACUAUUCGACUUCUGUUGAACUCAUAUUUUUUUCCCGAGUCGCAUGAGCCACUGACUGAAGAAACAUCACUGUCAUAUAUUCAUCAGGCUUAAAAUUCUUCAUCACAUUUGAAUCAUACGCACAUUUCACCUGUCGUCUCUUCAAUCCUAGCAGUAUGCAGCAUGUUUGUCACACAUAAACCUCGUUUAAUGGCCUCGGCUUCCACCAACCACCUGUAACCGAGUGGUACAGCAUCUGGUUAUAGGUUUGUCCCUUGCUGUGAGAACUCUGAUUUUCUUCCCGAGUUGCCUGUCAGUAAAAUGAAGAGAUAUCUUCCUUAACUGUUUUUAUUCAUUCUUUUUUCGUGAGAUUCAAAUCCUGAUUAAUCCUCUCAUCUCUCAUCGUCGUCGUCAUCAUCAUCAUCAUCAUCAUCAUCAUCAUCAUCAUCGUCAUCAUUUUUUUUAAAACAUGAAACAGUAAGGAAGUAGUUGGUACGGCGUAAUUUAGUCAUUGUCACCUGUUUGUCUUAUAGGUUCGUCAGUUGAAUGUUGCAUGCAAUCCAAACUUCUCAUUUUCCAACUUUCUGGCAAAACCGACCACCGUCAGGGAAUGGAAUAUCCAGGUUUGUGUGUUUCUAGAUAGUUUGCUUUGUCUUUGCCGCGGCAAACUCCGGAUAAAAGAAACAUGAUAGGAGCUGACGCAGCGCUCCAAAGCUUAAUUUCCUUACUGGGUAAAUAUAUACCUUUUUGUGUAAUUGUUACAUCAUUUAUUUUCCAACAGGGGUUACCGUCGGAUUCGUUUUCAACAGAGAACGGUGUUAUGGUGAAACGAGGAAACAGGUACUAAAUUACUUCUUUUAAAAUAAUAUACAGGACAGGAGACUAUAAGGCUCUCGCAAGAGCUACCGAUAUGUACUGCGAGCCUUCGGGUCGCGGAGGCUCUUCAUUCAACUCUCUUUCAGGCGUGAAUACAGAGAAAAAGAUACUAACAGUUCUCUCCAUACUGUUUCAAUAGCUCUCAAAGUUUUGCUGAUGUUGAAGUCAAGUUGCCUUCCGCUUACAGCAAGGAGGUUUUGCUGUGGCUGUAAUUACGAUUGCUUGAGAAAUUUGCCUGUUUUCUGAAUCAAUUAGGAAUGGAGAGCUAAAGCAAGUGCAAAAUAUUGAACUGAUAAUAAAGCCCUCCAUCAAUAUUCAAUGAAUAUGAACUUAAGGGUAAUUGUGAUUUCUUUGUAGAUGGCCACUCAUGGUCGAUCCACAAGGACAAGCUAUCAAAUGGAUCAAGAACAUGGAAAAUAAGAAGGUCAGUACAAGAUCUUGUUCACUCCCACGAGCAUUUCUUAUUUGAUAAAGAGACAUCAUAUAUAUUUUUUAAUAUUUUAAUUUUUUGUCCUUUUAGGGUCUGAAGAUAAUUGAUUUGCAGCAAUCGGACUAUCUCAGGACAUUGGAAAACUCCAUUCAGUUUGGUAAUCCAGUUUUACUGCAAAAUGUGCAAGUAAGUUCAACUGUGCUAGUUUUACAGUCGUGGAGUAGAGUACAUGGCUUACAAGUUAUGGCCUGUUCGCACCUCUACCCCUUCCCUCCCUCUCCUCGCCUUUUUCUGUUUUGAAGUAUUAUGGGCUGGUGAAGAUGCUAUAUGUUAUCUAGGUUCCCGGCUCAGUUAUUGGUAGUAUAAGACUAACGAGUUAACUCUAGUUAUAGGGCAUACUAAAUAGUCUGCGAGCUUAGUACCCAAUUCAAACAUUUGUUAUCAGUUGGUUAGUUUGGUUACUACUUUUUACUUUGAGGAUUGUAGAGCAGACCUUAUAUCUGCACUUGUUUUUAUUUGUAUAUCACAGGAAGAAUUAGACCCAUCUUUAGCCCCUAUCCUGAACAAGUCAAUCAUCAAAUCAGGUGUGUAGUCUCUGAUCAUACCACUGACUUUAUUGGAUUAAAUACCAAUGCUUCUAGUCGUAGACGAAAGUGUUCAAUCACGAAACAGACGUUACUGUGUCCCCGACAGAAUCGAACUCAACAGUAGUACGCCAUAUAGGAGACAUCACUGUUUUUGUUAUUCAAAUUUGUAGUGAGUGAAACAAAUGAAUUUUUUAAUUCGAAAACCAAUGCGCUUCUGGUUGGCACACUGAUAUCAAAAUGUGACGUCAGCUUGAGCUUCGAUUGCUUUCACGUGACUCUUCUUUGUAUUGCUUGAAAGAGCGAUACCCAAAGCAACUUAGAACUUAGAACUUAGAAUAAAUACUCCCAAAAAAAGAUAGAGAUUCCUCUACUUCUGUUAUGAAAACAAAAGCCAUAUCUAUUGGCAAAUAUUCCUGUUCAUUGAUGAAAUAUAUAGAUGUAGAUGAAAUACUUGGAUUUUUUACGCUCAAACUCGUCAGUGUGGUAUCAGAUAUACGAACUGUUUUUAUGUUUUACAUUGUUUUGUCUGUAGGUGGUCGUUUGUUGAUUCGCCUUGGUGACAAGGAGGUAGAGUACAGCCCUGAAUUCCGUUUCUACAUAACAACGAAACUCAGUAAUCCUCACUACACUCCAGAAAUCUCUACUAAGACCACUAUUGUCAACUUCGCGGUCAAAGAGCAAGGUACGUAGAAGAAUAUCAUUUACCAAACUAUCAGUUUCGUUGCUUUAUCAUCACCGCAGGUAAAAUUACGGUCGUAUUCGUGCAACGGUAGCCUACGCACGCUAAAUAUGACCCUCUUUCAGUAACAAACAAACUACAGAAUGAUGACUAGUUCCUUUAGUGACGGGAUGUCGAACACAGAAAGUACCACGCUUUUCUUAGUAGUUUGCAAGGCGGGAAACACUGUGGCGAAGAGAAAUGCAACAAAAAGACAGAAAUGUUGAUUGGGCCCGGAACCGAACACCUUCAGAUCACUCCAAAAGAUAAGCAGUUUUUUUUGGUCUUAAUAUUAGUACAGUUUGAUAAAUGUUUGUGCUUGUUCACACUGCUCCAGGUCUUGAAGCACAGUUACUUGGUAUCGUGGUCCGUAAAGAAAGACCGGACCUUGAAGAACAAAAAGAUACGCUUGUCAUCAACAUUGCUGCAAAUAAAAAGAAACUAGAGGAGUUAGAAGACGAGAUAUUAAGGUAAACAUCCUCUUUACUCAUUAAUUUUGAAUUUCCUUUUCAAUAACAAUGUGAGCGGUUUAAGCAAGUCUGCGGAAAACUUGAACUAAUCAAUGCCACAUGCCGAGUUUUUCUACUCAAGUCUUUGGCCAUGUUAAAGUGGCGUUUGAGGCUGGGUUACUGUUGUGUUGAUUUUAGCAUGGGACUACAGGUAAAAAUUCAAUAACCAUACUCGUAAUAGCGAAUAAAGGAAGUACCGCGGGCGUCCAUAAAACAGUCGCACCCACUCUCCCACGCGAUCUCAAAUGACCAAUAUCGAUGCUUUCUUGGCUCGAUUUGAAUUUGUUUGCCUGCGCCUUUAUUGUUUUUGCUUUUUCCACGAGUAAACUCUGGUUUUUACUUUCUCGCUCUGCACGGACGUUGGGGUAUUUCUGCCCUUCAUAUAUGAUUGCUUGUUCCUGUAAAAUAUCUUUUAAAUGCUGCUUGAACUGAGUUAGUUGUUUUAUGAACCAGAUUACUGCAGACAGCUCAAGGCUCCUUGUUGGAUGAUGAGCAACUUGUGAACACGUUGAAUUCAUCAAAAACCACUUCACAAGAUGUAGCUGAGCAGCUGCAGGUCAGCGAACAAACCGAGAUCAAAAUUGAUGCAGCCAGAGAGGUAAUUGCUUUUCCUUUUAAUGAAGACCUCCAAUCUUUGUUUUAUUCUAAACUCCAAACGUCUUGUUCAUUGGUACUGUAAUGUUCUAGAUAUCCUGUCCCUACGACUGUGGUGCUACGAGCUAGUUCCUCCCUCGCGCGCCCUCCGCGUUUCAACGCCGUGCGCGCAAGCUAGUGAGGCACAAGAAUUGGAUUUAUCUACUGAGUUAAGUUAACUGAGACCCUGUGGAGACAUUCAAGAGCUGGCGUUUGAGCGCUAGUCCCUCUUCAGAGCUGAACGCUGCUUGUGUCCCAGACGCGACCAUUUGAAUAUUUUUGCAAAAGCAGAUUUAUUGGUGACACUGAUGUCCGGUGUCAAUAUAUGUUGAUCGUAUGUUUGUUUUCUAACCAUAUUCCUCCAUUUCUUGUUGCUAGGGUUACCGGCCAUGCGCACAACGCGCUUCUAUCCUUUUCUUCGUUCUAAAUGAUAUGGGUAAGAUCGAUCCUAUGUACCAGUUCUCUCUAGACUCCUACAUCGAUCUGUUUAACAACUCCAUUGACAAGAGCCAGCGGAGUCCCAACCUCGAGAUUCGAAUUCAGAAUCUGAAUGAUUUCCACACUUAUGCAGUGUACAAGUGAGUGUAAUAAGGUCAUUCUUAAAACAGCUUUAGUCUGAAAAGGUCGCUAAUGAACUUGUUCAAACUCAGCUACGUAGUUCCAAGAGGUCUGAUUGAAGGACAGAAAAAUAAUUAACAAUUAUUCCUCGAGCCCGAACUGUGAGCUCUGUGGGUUAUUGACUCAGAGGCCAUGAGGGCGAGAGGAACAAUUGUUUUAGUAAAAUCCAACUAGUUGGUAAAAAAUAUAGAGACAAAACAACUUUAGCUAGUUAAAGCUAGACUUUCAUCCUUUCUGCAGCAAAAAAGCCGGCGCUUUUCGCUACUAGUGGGCUACAACAUAUAGCCUAGUAGAAGCUCAACCAAUCAGAAAGCAGCAUUGAUAAUAGACCACUUGUUGGAUUUCACUAGAAUCCAUUAUACUAAUAAGCGCUAAUGAAUCUCUUAGAUGAAAAGAGGUUUUGUUGCAAAGACAAAAAAUAUUUAUUUAUUUAUAUAAUAAUCACAAUCUGUUCUCAUCACUUCGGUUGAAUUGGGUGUAUUCCGUAGUUACAGUCCUUUUACGGAUUGAUUUAAAUUGUUUAAUUCUUGUUCAGGUUUACAUGCCGUGGUCUCUUUGAACGCCACAAGCUGCUGUUCUCUUUCCAAAUGUGCUCUAAAAUACUGGAAGCUGCAGGAAAGCUCAAUAUGGACGAAUACAAUUUCUUCCUUCGAGGAGGAGUGGUAAGUGGAACACCAGAGCAGUUUAGUGCACCCGCUAGCCGGCUUUGAUUCAUUGCAAGAAAUGUUUAGUUAUUUUUUCUCGUUUGUUGUCUCGUUAGUUUAACGUAGGCUUUUCUUAGCUUGGGACCAGGCUCCGCAGUGAGGAAAAUAGGCUAAAAAAAAAGGUGAGGGCGAGAAAAAACGGCGAGCGAAGCGAGCUUAGCGGUCUCUGAUUUUUUGUUCUGUUUUUUUUUUUCCCGUUUCACUCCGUUUUUUUUUGUCUUCCCCUCUGCGGAGCCGCGGAGCCUGGUCCCAGGCUAUCUUUUCUUUGAUCUGUUACUAGAAUUAAUAAAAGAGCGAACACAAUAUCUAGAGUUGUGUAGAGUAACUAUAGCAAUGAUUUUGGUAUAGUUUUUUACGUUGAGUCCUGAAGUCAUUUUGAUAUAGUCAUACACCAAGAAUGUAUUUAAUAUGCAGCCAAUACAGUUAAUCAUGAAGACUGUUUAUUUUGUAGGUAUUGGACAGGGAAGGUCAGAUGGAUAACCCCUGUACUCAAUGGCUGAAUGAAAGUUCCUGGGAUAACGUCACGGAGCUUGAUAAGUAAGUUCUUUGACACAGCGUAGCACCGUCAUGCGCAAAAUGCGAAAAGUGAGUGAGGUAUCAUCCAUCAUUCACCUAAGAUGUGAUGCCCACUAGCUUUGAUUUGAAACUUCGCACCAGGAUCUCAUCAAGGACCAUGGGGAGGGGGGUGGGGGGUGGGGUGCAAGCGUGGCGUACUGGUGAGAGCACUCAGCCGAUGCCAGCGCCGCCAUAUGUGCAGGGUUCAGUUUGGUGUUGGUUCCUUGCUCCCAGAGGUUUUUCCGCGGCUACUGCGGUUUGGUUUUCUCCUCUCCUAAGAAACCAACAUUUCCAACUUGCAAUUCGAUGUGACAUGAUAUAUGAAAUUGAUGAUUCAGAAGACCGUAAAUUCAAAAUUGCAUUAUGUAAUGAUUUACCACCACUGAAAUUGAUUGACUUAAUCAUUGCAUUGCAUUAGCAUUCUUUAACCUGUUUUUUCCAAUAGUGUAACUACAUAAUUAUAGUCAUGCAAAUUGUUUUUUAACUGUCUGUUGUUCUUUAUGUUUUUUAGAGGGUGUUUGCUUUUUAACUGUCUGUUGUGAGAGACGUUACUGUACACAAGUCAUGUUCUUUGAUCAUUUUUGCCUUUGUUGUAUUGUUAGGCUGCCAAAUUUCCAUGGAAUUGUUACAUCAUUUGAGCAGUAUCCUAGAGACUGGAACCUUUGGUACACAAGCUCUGAACCGGAAAACACACCACUGCCGGGUAACCAAGAACUGUUUAUCCGUUAAUCACUUUCUUCUUGUCGGUUUUUCUGCAUAUGUGAACGGCAGAUUCAAUGGAUCUGGGUCUGGAUCUUUAUUAGACCCGAAACUGAGUUGAAAAACAGUGCAGUUUAGGGCCUUAUUUGGCUGUCCUAACAUCGGGCAAAUUGCUCAAUUGUAAAAGAAGUUAUAGUGGACAUGCACCCAGGCCCAAAUCGGCGCUUUAGGACUGAAAAAGAUCCUUUGAGUUUACAGCCAAUCAGAAUGAGCAGAAUGACGAUCGCUACUUUUCAGUGAUUUGCUAUAUUUUUUAGUUCUGAAACUUAGACAAACGUUGUGGAAUUUGCUGUACUUUUAGGAUCUCACCCUUUUCAUGUUCUCUGUCUAUCUAUUUCUUCUACAGGGGAAUGGGAGAACGCGUGCAAUGAGCUGCAACGGAUGUUAGUUGUUCGAUCACUCCGUCCUGAUCGAGUGUCUUUUACUGCUACAUCCUUUAUUGUUAACAACCUUGGCUCCAAGUAAGUCAUCUGAUCACCCGGUAUUUUAUGUCUCAGAAUAAGAUUUCUAAAAACCUCGCGAUGCGUCACUGAGUAAGUUCAGAAAUUAUGAAAAUGCCUGGUGGCUUGUAGAGGCUGAGAAUUUGUUUCGGGAUAUUUUGGGACCAGUGUUUUGUUUAAGACAGUUUCUUUCUACGUCUGUCGACCUGAAUGAACCUUUCCAUUUCCAAGAACUUGUUGAAGUCCUUUUUUCUAAAUGACUUAUUUUGAACUGGAAAAAAAAGAUAUUUAUGUGCCUUUCGAGGAGUAGUUGAAUCACAAAAUCUUAUUUUUCAAAUUCAGAUUUGUAGAGCCUCCCGUGUUGGACAUGGCAGCGGUAGUGGAAGAUUCCUCAACUCGUACUCCACUAAUUUUUGUGCUUUCUCCUGGAGUGGUAGGUUCUUAUACAAAAACAAACAAAUUUCGCACACAUAAACUACUUCGCUUUGACGCCCUUUCUAGCUUGUCAACAGUCCUUUCGUUUUGUCGCUUUAUUUUGCCCCAUCCCUACAUAAAAGGUCUGUUGUCAACUUCGCUUUAUCGUGUAACGACGAUACGCCAUGUAAGCUGAUUCGUUGAAACUUUCCCAGAUCGAUUGAUACCUUAAAACUGACAUUUGUGAUGUGACGAAACACCUUCUUCCUGGUAAACUUUGUGAGCGAAGACAAUGAUUAUAUUGCACAGAAUCCGUUCUAGAUAUGAGAAUACAAAUGCCAUUAAUUGAUUAUGUGAGUUCUCAUGUGUUUCUCACUUUGUUGUCUUCACGUCUGCUUGUCAGUCUGUUUACUGGUUUUGUUUGUUGCUGUCCAUGCUGAAUGUUGUUCAAAUGGGGUGACAGAAAAGGAAAGAUUUGUCCGAUGCUAAGCUGUGAUGUUCAAUAUCGUACUUGCAGGAUCCGACCAGUGCAUUGUUACAGCUUGCUGAGAACUCUGGGAUGUCCAAUCGUUUCCAUGCUCUCUCAUUGGGUCAAGGCCAGGCACCCAUAGCAACGCGCAUGAUCAAAGAGGGAGUGAAAGAUGUAAGUUAAUGAUACGUAGAACAUGAAAUGAAGAUUCUUUCAAAGGCAAUAAAAGGUUGCAGUUGAAAAACACUUCUUCCUCGCAUAGGUUUGCAAUGGACUAGCGUCCGACAGUCUGUUCUUAUCAGCAAAGGAUGAAAUACAGAAGAUUUAAGAGACACCAAACAUAGUAGCCUGCGAGAACGCUCACUUAUGCAAGUUGACGUGAUGGCGGCUUUACCGCCAAAAUUUUCCCCGAACUCGCACAAGUGAGUCCGCCCGCAGGAUACAAAUAUAGCCACACUAUAGAACAUAACUAAUGGUAGCUUCUACAACAUUCAUGAAGAAACCCACCGCAUCCAUGUUGGCUGGGAAGGGUAAAAAGUUGUUACAACUCUUCAUUUAUAUAAACGGGCCCCUACAGGGAGUCACCAAUCAUAGCACAGGAUUUUAAGUUACGUGACUGAAAUAAACCAAUCAGCUUGAGAAUUUAUUAUUGCUUGUUUUCAGGGUAACUGGGUGUUCUUAGCCAACUGUCACUUGUCGCUGAGCUGGAUGCCGCAGCUGGACAAACUUGUUGAACAGCUGCAGGUUGAGGAGCCCCACCCUGACUUCAGACUUUGGCUCAGUAGCAGCCCGCACCCGGAAUUCCCAAUCUCCAUCCUACAAGUCGGCAUCAAGAUGACAACAGAACCUCCUAAGGUCGGUACUACCUGGUAAACACUCGGAUUAGUCUCCACAGCCAAUAACAUCGCGCUAAACUGUCAGACAACCAAUAACAUCACGGCUCAACUGUCUAUAACCCAAGUUAAAUACAAUCAAAUGACGAUGUAUAUUUCACUUUGUAUCUUACACUCUAUAAUGAUGAUUUGCCGCACGGGGUGUCGAAACAUCAGUCUCUGUCACCAAAACUCCUUUUCAGACGUUCACCCGAGAUAAAACGCUCAUUUGCGGUCAAUCUUAUGUGGUGACGUCCGAUCCCAUCUCUCUGGAUCUUUCAUAAUUUAGAAGCGUACUAUAUUGCAAUGUAGAGUUUGUUUGAACGGUGGGAAUACGUAAUGAUCACUAUUAUAUGACGUUACCUUAUGAAGAUUUAUCUCUCUAUCUUUCUUCAGGGCCUGAAAGCAAACAUGAAGCGUCUGUACCAACUGAUCACAGAGCAGCAGUUCAGUCGCUGUCAUAGACAGGAGAAGUACAAAAAGCUUCUCUUCUCGUUGUGUUUUUUUCACAGUGUGUUGCUGGAGAGAAGGAAGUUUCUUAUGCUGGGUUGGAAUAUUCAGUAUGGAUUUAACGAUUCUGAUUUUGAAGUGUCUGAAAACUUGUUGAGUAUUUACUUAGACGAGUAUGAAGAGACGCCUUGGGACGCUUUGAAGUAUUUGGUAAGAUGGCGGGCUUCUUGCUGUAUGAAUUUGGUAACUUGAAGAACAGAGUGUCUUUGUUGAGUCAGGUUACCUAUCCAGUUGUAAAAUCGAAUCCCACUGAACUGAGACAGUUGUAUGAGCAGUUUAAAAACGUGAAGCAACUGUAGUAAGUUAUGCCAAAUGCUAGAAAUUUGGUUGCGGAAUGGAUCUGAUGUGCAGAUGGAUGCCUUCCAGUUGCGAUGAGUUUGAAUUAAGUCAGAUAAUAACCGCUAACACACUCAACUGACUUGCCACGGCAUAAAAUUCAACAAGCCGGUGAGAUCAGUUUAGUGUAUCAAAAAUAGGUACAACUUGAAUUUGUUUUCUUGUCAUUUGAUGUACAAGUUGUUGUCUUUUUACAUAAUGCAUAUUUAAAGUUCAAAACCAACUUGCAAACUUAAAGUUACAACUGUUCCUGAGAGACUCUGACACGGAACUUGUUUUCCUCUUUCAAUUUUUUAGGUGGCAGGUGUGAAUUAUGGUGGUCACGUGACGGAUGAUUUUGAUAGACGCCUACUUCAUUCAUACAUCAAUGAACUGUUCUGUGAUGUCGCCAUCCAAACACCCUACUACAAGUAAGUCGCUGCCAGGUUCAAACAACUCACUGGUUAUCCAAAACACUUCUGUUAUUUCUUUCCUAAAAAGCUUUUUUUCCUUUUAGAAUGUCUUCUCUGCCAACCUAUUACAUACCAAAGGAUGGGCCUCUGUCAACAUACAGGGUAAGAUAUCUGGACGCCGGCUAAUUAUUGACCUGCCUUGUCUUUUUGUUUUGCAAAGGUUUGGGUUCGGGUUGGGGUUAGGAAUUUGCUUCAGUUGGACCUUCAGACAAUAUUGAUGCUGUUUCCAUGUAGCCUGGAUUUUUUCCCGGGGGGAGGGGGGACUCCGCAUAUGAAAGGGGUGGGGAUGCUCGUCGUCUCGCGUAGGGGUGUAAAUUUCGGAUUUUGGUCUCACUUAGGGUGUUCUGGGCGAAACGCCAUCAUAUUUAGCCGUGAAGGUCUCGUUUAGGGUUGCACGCGAAAAAAGGUAAAAAUAUAUAUUUGAUAUCUAUAUUUUUAAUUCGUUUUAUUUACUCCAUUCAUAUAAUUCAAGUGUCUGUGUUUUAACAUGGUCUCUUUUAGGGGUCAUAAAAAGCUUGGGCCACGCCCAGAUCGGUCUCCUUUAGGGGUUUAAUUCAAAAUUUCCGACGAGCAUCCCCACCCCUUUCAUAUGCGGAGUCCCCCCCCGGGAUUUUUUCCUGUUUGCCGUUUUUCAGUAAGAUCAUCUUGUUACCGCACUGAGUUACUUAGUGAGUUGGAAUGUGAAGUACAGUAUGUUGGAAUUAAGAUACGGCUAGCUUGGACUUUGUAACGUUUACUCUUAAUUAACUUGGAUUUCAAGUAAUUUUGUGUAACUUAAAAAAUACCGACCUUGAUCAUAAUUUUGUUAACAGGAGUACAUUAGCAUGUUGCCCAAUGUGGAUCAUCCAGAGGCAUUUGGUCAGCAUCCCAAUGCAGACAUUGCCAGUCAGAUCAUUGAAACAAGGUCAGGUUCAGUAUACUCUUACUUGUUACAGUAGUCUUUUUGUCUCUUCCCCUCCAUUGUUGAGGAGAAGCGUUGCGUGACGAGACAAAAAAGGCAGCGAGGGAGACAAUUGUUACAAUGGCUUACUUCAAAACUAAAAGAUAGCCUGCAGAACAGGUGCUAUUUUUUCGCGUUUUUCAGGCGAGUCAGCGAAGCGGACGUGGAGCUUAAGAUACGCGCAACAGGGAAUGUGCGUCUGCUUCGUGCUCUCCUGAAAAACGCAAAAAAGCGCCUGUUCUACAGGCUACCUAAAAAUGAAUUAGAGAACUACAUUAAAGGAUAUUAGUACUCACUUUAGUGGUUAUCCACAAACAAAACUUAGAGCCAUAUUAGCAGGCUAUUGCUACUACUCAGUGCCCAAAAAAUACUAGAAUUCCAGCUUGUCCUUUGGGCAAGCGGCGCUCACAUUUUGCUUGCCCAGGACAACUUCUUGCUUACAUGUACAUCUUAGUUAAUGAUUUUGCUACAGGGUGACUUGCCUGGGUCCUUGCCCAUUGGGCAAGUAUUCUUUUAAAGUUACUUGCCCAGCAAGAAAAUCUACUUGUCCCGGCGGGACCUCUGGACAGCACUUUUUACGGGCCCUGCUACUACUCGAGAACUCACAUAUGUCACAUUCAUCAUUUUGUACAGAAAUCUGUUCGGUACGCUGCUGUCGCUUCAACCUCAGAUCCCAUCAGCUGGACAUGGCGAGAGCAGAGAGGAAAAAGUGAGUAAGGUUUGUACCACUGUGUUUCUCAAUAACGCCACAAUCUAAGCAACUUUGUUUCCUGUCAGGUCCUGGAACUUGCAGCUGAUGUCCUAAAGAGAGUUCCUGAAGAAAUCGAUUAUGAACAGACAGCAAAGAUCAUGUCGGAUGAUCCAAGCCCUCUGAACGUUGUUCUACUACAAGAGGUGAGACUAAAGUGAUAAAAGGAUAGAUUUCAACAACAGAAUAAAAUUGUUUUACAACUGCAACACUAAUACAUACAUACAUACAAACAUACAUACAUACAUACAUACUUUACUGUUACCUCCCCAAAGGGGCUUUUCAGGAACAAUGAUUAUAUUACAUGAUUACAACACUAAUCUGGCUUGUCACACAAGAUUAAGCAAGAGAGAAUGAGCUCUCUUGGAUUAAGCUAAUGAUGUUAACCCUGAUUAACAGUACUUGAAGCAAAUGCUUUGACUUGCUGACUGGUGCUGAUGCUGGGGCAGCUAUUGACGCAAAUUAUAUUUUUAAUUUUCGGCUUUUCUUAGUGAAUUUGUUGUUAACCUAUUGAUAUUCUAGGAAGUCAUGAGGUCGAAUCCUGCCGUCGAGGACUUAAUUUUUGUUUGUCUCACGCUCGGGACAUUAUGAAUUAAAUGUUUUCUUCAAGGCAUGCCUAAUCUUUGUCUUAUUUUCUCGUUAUCAGAUUGAACGUUAUAACGCGUUGUUGCGAAUCAUAAAAUCGUCUCUUAUCGACCUGGAAAAGGGAAUCAAAGGUCUUGUUGUUAUGUCAUCUGAUUUGGAGGAGACAUUCAACUGUAUUUUUGAUGCUAAGGUGCCUCCCCUUUGGGGAAAGGUGAGUUUUCAUAUUUUUAUACAAUGAUUUCCGUUAAUACUUGGACUUUCGUAAUGAGUUAAAGAUAAAAUUUUCGUAUCAAAUGUUUGACGUAAUUGUGCUUUUCAACAUCAACUUGUUUCUUCAUUUUCUGAGAACUUGCAUUAAGUAAGAUGCGUUACAGUUUCUUGGCGGGAGGAAGGCAACGUUGAAUGUUGUUGUCAGUUUUUAAAGUUUCUUCCUUUUAGUAAAACCACUUUCUUCAUAAAAGAUUUGUUGAGGAUAAGCCUGUCAAAAGGUUCUUGCGUUUUGUUGAUACAUUUCCUAGUGUUGGCAUAUAAAUUUCCUCUUAUUAAAUGGCAUUUGGUUAAAACCCUUUAUAUUAGUGCCAUGUUUCCUAAACAUGAAAAACAGUCUAGCAACGAAGGACUGCGUGAAAAACGCAUAGCUAUCUUGUUAAAGUUACAACAUUAUCUUAUGAAUUAAUUAUAUUAAAGGAAUCCAAAAUGUAUCCCACUAACGUUAAAUCUUCUUCCCAGGCUUACCCUUCCAACAAGCCGCUGGGUAACUGGACACGUGACCUUGUCCUUCGUGUAGAGCAGUUCGCCAAGUGGGCUACAACAGCUCAUCAACCAGUCAUAUUCUGGAUGUCCGGCUUUACCUUCCCGACAGGCUUCCUGACUGCUGUCCUUCAGACAUGCGCACGACAGAACAACAUAUCCGUGGACUCGUUGUCGUGGGAGUUUGUUGUGUCUACUGUGGAUGACAGCAACAUUACUCAACAACCAAAGGUGAACUUGGUUUCUUGUUGGGGAAGGGGGCGGGGGCCGUUGGAGGAGCUUAGCGCCUCAAAAUUCCAUGAAUGGUUUUGUGCGUAAAAACUACUUAUUUAAAACAGCUCUCUCUAUUAUAGUACAUUUUCGGAAUAAACACUUGUCGUCCGCGGUGAUCCGUGUUUUGGUAGACUCUGAAGCGGACCUACCACUUCUAAUGGUGUGUGCUACUCCAAAGUCUUUGGUUUUUUUGUUUGUUUGUUUAACCUCUUGUUCGUUUCAUUUUUUUGAGCAUUUGUGGUUUAGGGACAUAACUGAUUUGUCUUGUGUUUUGUUAUUACAGGUUCGUGUUUCCAUGUUACCACCAAGGAAGUGGGGUUGUGAUGUUAGAUGUUAGAGAAAAUUUUAAAAAAGGACUCUCCGGUCGUAAAAUUAGGCGUUUCAGAUUUUCCGACGCCUUCCCUGUCCUUUUCAGCACGCUCAUGUAACCAAACGAAGCGCAAUACUAAACUAGCCACUCACAGCCGGAUUAUUUGCUUUUUUGGUAUUUUAAGGAUGGUGUUUGGAUCCGUGGAUUGUUUUUAGAGGGAGCUGGCUGGGAUAAGAAGAAUUCAUGCCUCAUUGAAGCAGAGCCCAUGCAACUAGUUAGUGCCAUACCCACAAUCCAUUUCAAGCCUGUUGAGAACAAGAAGAAAAGUGGAAAAGGUUUGUUUUACUUUCUCAGUGCUUUCACAUAAGGAAUUAUCCACAAAAAGUCCCCGGCUUAAUUUAAUUUUUUUCUUUUUACUGGGGAACCCGGUAAAUACGGACACCAAGGAGACAAGCCUUAGUGUCCGUAUUAUCCUGGAGUCGUAUUAAGAGGGUCCCCAGAAAAAAAAUGAAUUGGACAGUACACAUUAAUUAUCCAUCUUAAGACUUGAGCAGACAUUUUUACGAGUAAACGUUGUUUAAUUUCUCAGCAGUAACUGUAACAAGUUCAUCCUAAAGGAUCUAACGAUCAUUUAUAAUAGUCUCAGACUUAAGCUUUCCCUAGUCGACCCUGUACGGCGUUUCUCGGUCAAUUCACUUCGGUAACGUAUCCGAGGCGAACGGGCUUCUUCGCACGGACCACGUGACCCAAAACGCUUUGGCCGCGCGGAAUAAUGAGACCGAGGGACUAGGCACACUUAAACUAUCUUCCAAGUGUCUGUCUUUAAAUACAACAACGGAAUCCAUGACUUUACUUUGCACUGAAGUUUUUAGUUUGCGACCAGGGGCCCGUUUCUCGAAAGCCCCGGUAACGUUUCGGGCCCGAAAUCAAAUUUUCAAAUCGAAAUAUAAAGAAUAAGAGCGCGGGUCCUGGCUAGCAAACUACUCCAUUCUGUUUCAUUAACUGAUAGUUUUAUCAUGUUAGAUGCAAAACUAUUGAAACCUCUACCUUGCAUGUAAACAACAACAGCUUUACGGGCCAGUUAAUUAUCGGGACUUUCGAGAAACGGGCCCCAGGCCCGGAAGACUGAACAUUAAACAGAACCUUUCAAAGCUCAUUCACUGUUUCUGUCAGGUUUUCACUGGUAAGAUAUUCAGUCACAGUCAUAAACAGAGCGCAGACAUCCAUUAUCCGUAAAGCAAGGUUGACGAAAUAUGGGAAUUUGUGACCCGGGACUCAUAAAAGUGUCCGUUGUCCGUAUUAACUGGUGUCCGUUUUACGCGGGUUAAUUUUAAAGAAAUAUAUGAGCUUUUCGCCGGGACAAACGAAACUGUCCGUUAUAUAGCAAUGUCCGUGUUAAGUGGGUGUCCACUGUGCAAUGAACAGCAACACAAGAAAAUACUGAAAAAAACUGAUAUAAAGACCUCAACUCAUAGUGUUACUUACCCUGUCAGAAAAAAAAGUAAUCUCAAUAAACUCACUCAUCCUUGUUUUAACACUUUGUAGGUGUGUAUGCCUGCCCGUGUUACUACUAUCCUAACCGAGCCGGCACUUCCGGUCGAGCCUCCUUUGUAGUGGCCGUGGACCUAAAGGCAGGAGCUAUGACGUCAGACCACUGGAUCAAACGUGGCACAGCGCUCCUUAUGAGUCUUGACUACUGAGGUUUAGCGGUUUUUGAAAGAAUUCGCUGUUCGCGUAAUGCGCAGUUAUUUGACUUUUAUGUAGGGCGAAUUUGUUUACAAAGAACGUUCACCAGAAACCGUUAAUGGUAAUUGUACAUUUUAAAUACUUUUUGUAAAUAUAUUCAUUCGCUCUGAUUUCUACUCAGUUCAACAAUACGAACUGUAUAAACUACAAAAAAGAAGCGUUUUAGUCAUAUUCAUGCGUGAAACAAAAUAACCAAAAAAGAAGUUAUGCCUUAACAAUGGCGUGCAGUUUUCUCUUCAAGAGUGAAGUUAUUUAUUAGGAAUGUAUUAAAGAUUAUCUUUUUAACAUAUUGAUUUACUGUAUUGAUUUUUUUGUAAAGAACAUAUAUCAUUGAGAUUGCAUGCAGUGAUCGACCAAACCC